AUGGCCCUGCUUACCAACGGCGCGCAGAAUCUGGGCUCCUACUUCUGCCUGAUCCGACGCAGGUUCAAGAGGAGGCGCAAGAAACGCUCGGAGCGCAAAGGUAACGCUGACGGCAGCAGCUCAGACGCAGAGUGGUGCUGAGCCGGCUUCUUGUGGACUUUGUUAUGUUUGUACUCUAGUAGGAGAGCGGAGCUGUGCACUUGUUGUUAUGUGUGUCAAGUUUAAAGUUGUAAAACUGCGCCUACAGGCUUCUGCGGGAUGUGUUUCUACAGUAUGUGCAAACACAGAAGCUGCUUUAUGGUUCAAACUCUUCAGACUCAGCAGUUUGUGAUAAAUGAUCGCCAUGAGACUUGGAUGCUUAAGAUGAGAUUAUCUGUAGUCUACAUGAUAACUACUUAAAAAGUUCAUGAUUUUAAACGUGUAUUUUAACUUUUAUCAUUCUUGUAGACGUGCACGGCUUCCUCAUGCACCUCCAUUCAAAUACAUGAAGUUACAGACGCCUUACAAUCUCUUAAUGUAAAGCAAGUUUGGUUUAUGGAUAUAAAGUGACAGCUUUAAUAAGAAAUUUGUGAUUUUUUUAAGUGAAUUUCAUCUAUUUUAGUACUUUUUAAAACAUAUUUAAGUGAGGACAAAUACUUGAUUUACAAUUACCUAAUGAAACUAAUAUUAUCAUGUCUAAUCAAAUUGAUUUAUCCACAUCAAUACUUAUUUUACUUGUAAGAACAUUUCCUUAUGAUUCUGAAAAUUCACCCCCAAAGAGUUUAUAUAAAAUAAAAUUAUAAAAACAUAUAUUUGGUCAUUUGAUAAAGAUAAAGACAGAGGAAGAAGUCUAGAUCUUAAAGUCCCGGAGCAGAAUUUGUACGUUACGAUCACUCUAGAUUCGUGUCUUUGUAAUUCACUCAUAACGUUAUUGUCAUAAUAUCAGUCUCUGCAGAUAAAGCUUUAAAAGCAGUUACUUAAACCAGCAGGUGUAAAAUUUUUCCACCUAUAUGUUUGGUCGACAACGUGACGCAUUAACUCGCACACCCACGGUGACGGCUCACAUGUGCCAACAAUGAGCUGCGACACGUCGACUGUGUUGAAGUGUCACAGGUGCCAAACAACUUCCUUUAACAGCGCCGAUUUGAUUGAGCAUUUAAAGUACAGAGUUCCUGAAUAAAGAGCUUUAAACUCAGGCGUUCGACAAAGCGAAGAAAUAUAACAGCAGCCACCCACAGGUCAGGAAUCUAAAGAAAAUCACUGAAUUCAGUAUACGCCUGAUAACCAGCUGUGAUAGACGGCGUCGGCUGCUGCAGGUUAAUAAUGUACUUGGAUCAGCUUCUCUAAAAGGAAUUUGAAAAAUCGGCAAAAUUCACCCAGAAUUUCAAUGAUGAGAUAAUAGACGUAGAUUCUUUAUGGUCUGGACCUGCUCUUUUUUUUUGUGAAUUAUCACCGUAUAAACAAAGAUUGAUGAGUUGAUAUUUUGAUUAUGGUUCAGUUGCAUUCCUACAUUCAGGGGCUGAAAAAAAUGAAGGUUUAAAAGUCUCUGAUCAGAAAGAAAGUGUGCAAAAAACUCUUAUACAUCAAGUCUAAUUUAACUCAAAAAUUCAUCUUUAUGUGUUCGCUCACUGUCUGUUAACCUCGUCUCAGAUUUUGUUUGUGUGUUUCCAGAGUCAGAAUGAUUGAUCUGUUUAGCAUAGACACGCUCUUCUUCUUCUUCUUCUCUUCCUCUCUCUCUCUCUCUCUCUCUCUCUGAGCAGAACAGGUCCAUGUCUCGGUAUAAUUGAAGUCGGGUGACGGGAGCCCCGCAGAGGCUCUAAGCUUUUCUCUCCUGACUUUGCUGCUCUGCUCCGGGGAUUAGCCUAACAGCAGAGGUAGUAAUUACUUAGGUGGCCUCAGCUCACUGGCAGUAUUAGCCAUGUCUCAGCCACUUGCUUUGACACCCACCACCCACUGCCCUCCACACUCGCUUUCCCACCCACCUCGGCAGAGGCGAGUCCAUUCAUCCAAGUAAAUCCAGCAGUGCUGAUGCUGCAUUCUGAGCCGGGCUCACUCAUAGACUGACUACGUCCAUCAGCAUUACACAGGUCUGUUUCCGGCCUUUUCACUCUCCCUUAUCACCGCCGGAAUGAAAGUGGCACUUUUUUAACCAUACUGAGAGAAGCGAUGACUAAGCGGGACUUUGGGUCCGUGUUGCUCCGCUUGCCUCUGCAGUCGGCUUUAAAGCCAUGCGCUGAGAGCCCCCUGAUAAGUUGCUUAGUACUUUAGCUUUAGCGCCCAGUGGGUUAGCGGCGAAGGCUCGAUGUGAGGAUGAGGUCGCAUACUUAAGACAAUCAUCAGUGGAAUAAUGUGGCAGUGACUCUGAAAACCUCUUUACUCGGUCUCUUUGUGUGCGAGAGCAGAGUCAGCACAGCUCCACUGGACUAUGUAGUCUGCUCAGAGUAGAUCAGUGUCCUCUACAAGGACGCUUCAACAUGAUAAUGAUACAGGGUCAGGCGGGGUCGGCUGUGAGGGAGCCGGCGGCUGCUAAUUCUUACAGUAGCUCUGGACACUGUUCAUGACUUUUACCUUUUUUGAGGAACAUUAAAGGCAUGGUUGACGAUCAGAGAAGCAGUUGAAAAAAAAUUAGCCGUUGAGGUAGAUUUGAAAAAAGCAUCCAACCCCCCACACAGAACUUCUCCACUAUGUGCUUCAUGAUAACUUCCCCCUGAACCUGUGUCACCCUCCUAAGACACACCCCCUUUGGCUAAAGAUCCUACGCUAGCUUCAAAUAGGAUUCACCAUUUCGGACUGCAAGUGACUAGUGGCAGUAAAUGCCAGCUCUGCUAGCGAGCGCCGUCUGCAGCCUGGACAGCUACCGUGUUGACAUUGCAGAGACUAAUAAGAGUUAUUUAUGUAACAUGUGCCACAAUAAAAGGCGAUAAAAAUUACCUGCUCAACAAAAACUUUGCUGUCUCGGCGUCUGUUUUCAAGGCCAAAUCGUGGCGGAGCUUUCUCCACCGCUCUAAGGAUGACCCGAUGUUUAUUCGAGUUAGAUUCCUCACUUGGUCACAUUUCCUUCAUCUUUGCUCUUUCUUCUGUCGGCUUGCGCUUUCUUAGCACUUUUGGCGGUGGGGCAAACUGAAGAGUAUUUUUUUUUCGUUCUUCUCCAUCACAGCUCCUGUAGCUAAGCUGCUAUGCUACUUUUAGCUGCUCAGAGCCCCGAGGAGGGCCAGGAGGCGAUUUUUUUUUUUUUUUUAGGACGAUAGGGAAAAGUCCCACCUCCUUCACCUCUGAUUGGCUAGAAAAGCUGAAAAUGUCAUCACACGCUCAAGCCAAAUGCGGGCUGUCAGCUCUGUAUAUCAAACAUUACAGAACAUUAUCGCACUUCUGAAUCUCCUAACCCUCAUCCUAAUCCUAACCCCAACCCGUCAGACGAUGACGUUUCACAGCCAUUAGGAAUAACCAAUCGGAGCCCAGCACUUCUAGCCAAUAAGAGGCAAAGGAGGGCGUGGACUAACUGAGUUAGAAGCACAUGAAAAACACUCAACCCGACCCAAAAAACUCAAAAUUUUGCAGGUGACUCCGCCCCGCGUAAUACUGUCCUCUUUGGGAAUUCAGAAUAUGUUCAUCUUACUGUUGGCAUCUCCAUAAACAUAAUUACAAUCCAUGGCAGCAGGAUUUAAUGGAGUCUGUUGUUCGCCCAGUUGAUGACAGAUGCUUCAUCUUUGUCUAAAAUCUAUUCCUAUUCUUGACUGAGUUCAGUCCAUCUUUUACCAAAUGAGUUCGGUUUCAGAGCACAGGUGUUUUUCAUUAUCUGGGUUGAUCAGAUCUGGUUAGAGGUGGAUGGAGCUGUGUUGGGAAAUGCUGUCUGACUGUUAAACUAAUGAGAAUGGUAAAAAUGGGAUUUUUCCUGCCAGAACAGGUGCAUGAAGACUCGCACUGGGGAGUCAGUUAGAUGCCGAUCUAUCAUGAUGUCUACAUGCUGGGAAACCAUCAAUGAUGUGCGCGUGAACUCUUCAUAUUUGCAUCAUAUGAAGUGUUUCCUCUUCAUGAACGGGGGCGUGUUUUUGCUCAUGCGUCUGUAUGACCUGAUGGUUUGUCUCGAUGAAUCAAACCAUCUGAACCCUGAUCUUUCACUUUAUUAUCUUCUGUUUAUAAGAGUUCAGAUUUCAGAGAGGAUGUUCAGAGUCUUGUUGGGACUCUUAAUACUGUUAGUAAAGCCUGUGAUACUCUUCCUCUUUACGACUCAUGAUGUCUGCUGUGAAAAAAAGCUUCUUUUUUAUUGCUCCACACUCUUUUGUCUCCUUUGCAAAAUUGCUUUUUGAUUAAACUGUAAAAUAUACCGACAACUUUCAUACUUCCGUAGGAGAGGUGUUAUAUUUUAGUAUUAAUGUCACAUGUGACUCCUUGAUACAUGCUUCAAAUUCUGUGUACAGUAGGAGCCGCGCUUAUUGAUGGCAUAACGAUGUAGAUAAUCAGAACAUAUAAGUGGAUUUCCAUACGACGCACUCCCACAGUGACUUUCAAAAUGCUUAACUUGAGCAUAUCUUCCAAGUGAUAAGCUCCUCAAUGCAUCUCUCAUAAAUGUGCCAAGCCAUGACACUCGCAGACGAUGCUUUCCAAUGGGCCGUAUAUGAAAUAUGGGAAAUGGGGAACAGAGGCCCUUUUCUGCCAUGCCAGCAAAAUCUCCAAAAUGAGCUUUUGUAACUUGAAUGGGGGGGGGUUACGAAGAGGAGGAGGAGGAGGAGGAGGGGGUCCGCACCGCCUGACGUUUACAAUCCAUCGCCCAGGAAGAGACUUUGGCUGCAAAAAGAGUGGUUUUUCAUUUUCUCUUCUAAGAUAACCUUGCUUUCUUCCUCCCCCUUUCAGAGCAUCAUCAUUUUCCCCUCCUUUUUGUCUGGUUCACUCCUUUCCAGCUAACUUUUUAAUUAACUUAUAUAUUCUGACACAAGUCGAUUAGAAACGAUCAAUAUUUUUACAGAGGAGUGAUCUUUUUUUUCUAACCCUUUCUCUUCAGUUCAACACGAUCAAACGCCUCUGAAAAACAACAAGCAGACAACAUGAUUGACACUUGGAACGAUCAAAAUCAAACCAGAAAACAGUGACGUUAAUUUCACUAACAACAAAAUAGCUGUUGAUUAUGAGCCGGCAACAUUUCCAGGCACUGAAACACAGCGGCACUGUGUCUCGAUAAGAAAUGAGUUGUGUCUGCCUGUCUCAUUGUAAUUAGCCUUGAUUAGCAUGCUGCUAAUGACUGUAACAGAUUGACAGAGGGGGGAAAACCGGUGUAGCGAGAACGCCUGAAUGCGGGGAUGUGUUUUCGCCGGCGGAGAGACACUUCACAGGGCUGGAGAUGUGUGCAGGGAUUUGUGUCAGCUCCCUUCAGCACUACAGAGAUAAACUUCAUUACUAUAGAUUUUAAAAAAGUGAAGAUUCAAACGGGUAUUGAAAUGUUUCUAUAAGGCGCUGGCAGAAGAUGGAGCAUUUAGCGAUGGAAACGGCGUUUUACAGCGUGAUGAUUGUGGAAAACCCACACCAGGAGAAAAUUCAUUUCCAAGUGUAAAGUAUCGCCGCAGAAAUGUCAUCAAUUUUUCGCCGUACAGCACAACACUCUGUACUUUCUCCCUCCGUCAGCUGCACCUUUUUAUUUAGGCGGUGGUUCACCAGCCUUUCCUCUGCCAACCUGCUGUCCAUCAACCAUCCCUCAGGGUCCGACAAUAGCAAAAGCACAAGGUGUGAAAUUCAGCUCCUAGAUGACAGUGUCACCCGCAUGAGCCCAUGCAAAUCUACAUGGAUGCAAUCAUGUCUGCACAUUUAUUUUUAGUCCACCCUGCCCCCCUCCCUCCGUACGAGCACACAAACACCGUGGAGUUUAGCACACGUCCCUCUCCUUGCAGAGCAGGAUUCCGGCGCGUCUAACCUGGCCUUGAAUGUGACAAACAGUGUUAGCGGUGAGCACUCUGGGCAUCCAGGCGAGGAGAACAGGAGGACAGAGGAGACAAGUGUGUGUCCUUUGGUGUGUGUGUGGGUGUGGGGGGUUGUAGGCUGGUCAAGGGACAGCAGAAGGGAAAAAACCUAAAUAUAGAUGUGAAGAUUUUCAAAAGAUUCAUAGACAAUCAUGGUUUGGAUACUGUUGAAUGGUUUGGGUUAUUUUUAAGGUGCAAGUGUCAGACAUGUACUGGUCCAGCUUUUGAGACCUUCAGGGAGGAGUUUUUGAAUCAAACAGACUCAUAAACACAAACCAGACCAUCAACUUAACCUGACCCACCACUACACUGUCAGUCAGAUGUGUGUGAGUGUGGUAAUCCAUCGUAAGUGUUGUUUGGUAAAUUGUAGUUGUGCUUGUUCAGGGCAGGAAAACAAGUAUGACGCAAAUGGGAUGUACUAGAGUGACCAUAUAUCCUCUUUUACCCAGACAUGUCCUCUUUUUUGGGGGGCUGUCUGGCCUCUUCCAGGGGAGUUUAUGACAUCCUUCAAAUGUCUGGGGUUUUGUAUGGAAGUUUUGAGGUUGUGUCGUGUAGACUUACUGGGUUAGAAGCGUGGAAAAAACACUCAUUCUGACCCAAAAAACUCUCAAAACUAACUACGCAUGACUCCGCCCCCGUUGUGUCCUUUUUUUGGGGAUUCAGAAUAUGGUCACCCUAGACGUACCACUUUAUCUGCAGGCGUCACCACCAAACUUGUGGUAAUUCCACUCUUACGUUUCUAAAAUUGUUAGGAUUUGUGCUGCCUUAAAUUUAAAUUAGAAGUCUAUGAGUUUACCGUAAAACCUUUAAUAGGGGUUCUCCUGAAAUGUAAGAUGAAAAAACAGCGAUAAAUAAUUAAAACCAUCCUUCCAAGUUAUUUCAACAUUGCUUGAAAUAAAGAUGUAGAAACUCUUGAGGGCUGUAGCUCAAGUAGCACAACUCUAACUUGUGCACAGUUUUUUGCACAAGUUGGGAUCCUGAAUAAAUGGACAUGUGAUAGAAACAGAUUUAGAUGGGUCGCAAAUCAUUUAAACUCUGUUAACCUGAAAGAGCACAAAGACAGCAAAUCAGAUGUUAUUGUAGGGCUAGGCGAUAAACCGAAUAUUUACUGAUACCGAAACUUACAAUGAUAACCAACAUCAUUUUGCCCAUGUCAAUAUAUUCUGUGACAAAAAAAUAAAUAAAAGUUGGUUUUGGAUGUGUGUAGGUAGGCUACGGUCUCAUGUCCCUUUAAGACACUGUCCUACGCCAUCCAGUCAGUAACAAAGAGGGAAAGACAGGAGAGGAGAUGGAGGACGGUUCAAAAGUUGUAGCGGCUGAAGUAUACGACGUUAAUGUGGGAGGGGGUGAGCAGCUUGUGGAGUAGUUAUCGUCCAUUUAUCAAGGUGAACUGCUCAAUAUAUCGUGAUAUUGAUUUAAGACCAUAUCACCCAGCCCUACCAUAGUGCUCUACUACCUGGAUGUAAACAAACCCAGAUGAUAAAUGAUCGUAUUGUAUUUUCUCCCCAGUUGUGCAACCAUCUCUGUCCAGUUUGCAGUUCUUCUGGCUACAUGCAGAAUAAUUUGAUUCAACAUCCUGAAAUUUAAACUUUUUAACUCUCCUAAGUUUGCACACUUCUUCUUUCUUUAUAUAAUAUGUAUCCUGUUCUGUCUACCAAUAUCAUAUCAGACGCUCGCAUGCUAUCACAGGUGGACUCCCCUACCUCUGUGCUCUGUUGGGUGCUUGAGCAUUGAGCACAGCAGUGGUGGUCCUCGCUGAGACAGGCCCCUCUCCUACAAACCCGAGCACACAUUCACACACUUCCAAACAUACACUCGUUUUCCCCCCACGGGUGCUUGGUGCCUGUGCUGUGUCAUAAAUCAGAGCUGUCAAAUAGAUUUUACAGCUCACAGUGAAAAGAGGAGAGGCAGCCACCCAACAACCUUGAAAAGAUGGAAGAAAGCGAAAGUAGAGAAGUUUCAGUGUUAUUAAACCUGAUACUUGGACCUGAGGAAUCUAUAAAGAGUGAGUGGACAGUUUUUCACUGCUCAGAUCAGGCGUGCAACUUUCACAGUCUGGAGCCUGUGUCUUACAGUAUGUGUUUGGAUUAGAAAAAUAAUCUUUAAUUUACCUGCUUUAAUCUAAUAAUUCAAGUAUCAGCUUUCAUCUUUGUCUGUAGAUUGAUUUUAAUGCAACACCAGCAGGAAAUCCUCAGAAAGGAUGAAUCAGCAAAAAAAAAAUACACAUUUUUUCUGCAUUUUUUAAAAACUGCAUGGCAUAAGUGAGGCAAAGAUUGUAAUUCCAAUGAUUGAUUAGAUUAAUUAGUGUGUAUGGUUUGCUGUUUAUGCUAAAUGCACGUGUAGAUGGAGAUGCAGUGGUGUAUUAAGCUGCAGAUAACCAGAUCAGACUUGGUAGUAGGGCUGGGUGAUAAACCGAAAAUUUAACAAUAUCGAAAUUUAUGACAAUAACAGUCAUUUUGCCCAUGUCAGUAUAUACGGUGUCAAAAAAAUGAAUAAACAAAAGUUGGUUUUGGAUGUGUGUAGGUAGGCUAUGGUCUCAUGUCCGUUUAAGACGCUGUCCUACAUCAGAGACGUGACUCCACCCCAUCCAGUCCAUAACAAAGAGAGAAAGACAGGAGAGGAGAUGGAGGACGGUUCAAAAGUUGUAGCGGCUGAAAUAGACGAAUUCAUGUGGGAGGGGGUGAACAUCUGUGGAGUAGUUAUCAUCCAUUUAUUGUAAUCGAGGUGAACUGCUCACUAUAUCAUAAUUUUGAUUUGAGGCCAUAUUGCCUAGCCCUACUCAUAUGUAUGUUUAAUUUAGAGUUUAAUCACCAGAAUGCAAAUAGAUCUUUUAUAUCCUGUAUAUAUAAACUCAUAGGUGCAGAUCUUUGUUCACAUAAGCUUUUACAGGAGCCUGGAAUAAUCAAAACUGUGAGAUUUGAGUGAAAUUUUUGGAUUUAGUCAGUGACCACAGGGAAUGAAAUAUUUCAAGGAUAAAGAAGAAAAGGAGAGUGGUUGUUGGUGCAUGAAAGAAUUUUUACAGAUAGAGGUUUUUGAUGGUAAAAACUUGACUGUUGAAGGAUCGUCCUUCACUGCAGUGGGGGCAAGUAAGGGAGCAUGUCAGUCUUGAAUCAGACCUCUAUUCAUUGCUAAGUAUUCCCUUAUUCAGGACUUUUAUAUGUCAAAAAAACAACUUUGGGCAUUAAAUAUUUUGAUAUCAGCGCUGAUUCAGAGAUCUGAAAGAGAAAAUCAAACAAACAGGAUCACAUCUAAACCACCAGAAUUUACUUUUUCUCCCUCUCCAUGGUUCUAAAUCUUUCUAUAUGUGUACCUUUUUUCACUCAUUUGAAGUGUUCAUCAUCUCAGAAACUCUCUCUAUCCGAGCUCAUCCGGCUAAAUUCCCUGAUUGGACGAGUCUUAUUGGAUGUCAGAUCUUGAAUCGCUGCUUCUUAAUAUGCAAAAUGGGAAAAUCAUGUACGUCCAGCAGCAGGGCUCAGAAGGCAAAUCAGUCCUGGCAGCCUAAUUCACUGGUCAUUAGAAGGGCCAAAUUGAAUAAUGGACUCCCACUUAGACGUGUGUGUGUGUGCGCGCGCGUGUGUGUCUGUUCAAUGAGACAUCCAGGGCCAUGUUGGGUGGCCGUACUCUGUGGCGCCCUUACCUUGGCCCAUCAGUUUCAAUCAGGCGGCGCGACAGGCACUCCCUUUUCCGCCUCGACCUCUCUCCAUUAGGACCCUGAUGCCCGCACGUGUUCUUCAUUAGCGCGUGUUACCUGCUGGAAGACAUCACCUGAGAGGGAUGAGGAAAGUUCGGACUCCACACCAAAAAAAAAAAAAAAAAUCCUAUUUCUAUUGAGAUUCUUCCUCUUUCCCUCCUCUUUGAGGUAAUCACUGGACUGUCGCAGCUUUAUUGGGGAAAGUAAUGGGAUUCUUGGGAUGGCGACUGUGGCACUCAGUUAUCAAGACGCAUACAUGUGCUGUUAGCAAUGAUCCUACUACUCCUGAUUGUGCCUCUUCCUCUUUAUUUCCUCCUCCAGCCUCUCAGUUUGAAAAGUCUUUGUACAUUUGUUAAAAUUCGCACAUUUAUCCGCCGCUUAUACUCUACAGAAAAAAAACUGUCGGGAACACGGCUGACACAGAAGUAUGAAACGCUUUGAAGGAAGAAGAGGACUUUAAAGUUUAAUUAUGUACAGAUCUUUUCUCUCUCUCGCUCAAAGUUAAUAAAAAGCAGAAAGUUUAUUAAAAGUAAUUUAGCCAGAAUAAAUCAAAACACUACGAGUCGAGUCAACAAAGUUAAAAGACGAGCUCUUCAUCUGCAGCAAAGGGAUUUAAAACGGCAACUUCAGUGCUGCGGAUAAAAGCAUAAAUAACAUGAAUAAGGGCUGUGAACACAAGUGAAUUAAUAGUCAUAAAAUAAACACAGUAGAUUCAUCAUUUUUACCUUCAUUGCUCAGUUUUAUGUUUGUAAUAGUGACUUCUUUAACUUCAUGCUCUGCUCCAGUGCGACGGCUGGAUGGUACUCCGUUGUUUCUUUCUUUGUCCAGGUUCGAGGACCUGUUUUAUAUUUGAUUAUUUGAGCAGUAGAAUAAAAACCCUCCUGGUUCUGUAGCUCAAUAGGGAUGAAGAUUGAUAAUCAGUCCUUUAAAUCUUUAAAAUCCCGUCGCGGCGAAGCUCAAUCACCGCCAAAAAGAAAAGAAGAGAAAUAUUCACAACAAGUGACAAAGAAGUAAAUAGGACAUCCUGGUGAUUUAGGAAGGCCUGAUAUGCCUUGGAAAGUGAUUUUAUGUGAGGGAUCAGACAGGAAUGGGAUGGAUUGGAGUGGUAGCGCAGCCCGGUGGGCCUAUCAGUCAGCGUUAGAGCUGCUGAGAGGGCUGUCUCCAAGGCGGCCUCUCAUGCACUGGCCAUUUCCCCCGGCCAUUUGUCUUUGUCCACUUUCUUUCCCUUUCCUUGCCCAUUCUUUCUUCCUUCCAUCUCCUCCUCCUCCUCAUCUUCGAUUCCUCAUCUCGGACUCUCAUUUUUGUUCGAUCUGUUUCUCCUCUCUUUUCUUCGGCUUUAUGAUCAUCAUCAUGGCUCUCAUGUUUUCUCUCUUUUUCAUCUAUUCCUCCAGGAAAACAAGCCAUUUUUUCCUCUGGAGAAGCGAGAGAGGAGCUAAAUUACUUUAGUUUUCAUGAAACUUGUGUUUAAAGCCCCCUGGAUUAGUCACCCAUAACAGAAACUCUAACUUGUUGGCACUUUAGUGGAGCUCUUCGAGGCAGGGGAAGUAAAUUCUUAUGGCUUUCAUUUGUAUUUUUCUAAAUGAUCACACUGAAAGGAUCCAAACAGUAAGUGCUUUACUGGUGCAGUUAGCGUCACAUUUUUCACGGCUUUCCAGGAAGAGUGUAGAAGUCUCUAAACACACCCGUAACGCUGAGUCAGUCUAAUGUGGCCUGUUUUCUGCAAUUUGUGUCAUCGUUUUUCUUGGAUAUAGCAAGUCAGCUAUAAUGGAAGUUCUCCACGGAUGUAGAGUUGUACUCCUACUGUAUAACAACGGCAGACUCACAAAGAGAAAACUUAACAACCAAAUGCUCUUUUUAAAAUUUUUAAAUUCAGCACUCAGUACAUGUACAUGCACUUAAAAAAAUCUACUUAUUGUAAUAAUCUGACUGAAAAUUGAUUUUUAAGAUGCGUGCAAACAGUUAGUCCAACUGAAAUCAAACUUCUCAUUGUGGGACUAGCAUACAUGGAUUAUGCGGUUGGAGCUCAAUUUUCUCUCGCAUGCACAUACGCCUGGCUCUAAUCCUGUAGUUGAAUAUAGGGCUGGGCGAUAAAACGUAAAUUAACCAACGUCAUUUUGCCCAUGUCAGUAUAAUCAGUGUCAAAAAAAUAAAUAAAUAAAAGUUGGUUUUGGAUGUGUGUAGGUAGGCUAUGGUCUCAUGUCCCUUUAAGACGCUGUCCUAUGUCAGAGACGUGACUCCACCCCAACCAGUCCAUAACAAAGAGGGAAAGACAGGUGAGGAGAUGGAGGACGGUUCAAAAGUUGUAGAGGCUGAAGUAAAAGAAGUUAAUGUGGGAGAGGGUGAGCAGCUCGUGGAGCGGUUAUCUUCCAUUUAUCGUUAUCGAGGUGAACUGCUCAAUAUAUCAUGAUAUUGAUUUUAAGGCCAUAUCGCCCAGCCCUAGUUGAAUGGCAUUGAGAGUUGCUAAGAAGCCAGGUCGGAAACAAAACCUUGACAGACGAAAAAAAGGACGCAAGACACAAGACGAAACUUUCCGAGCCGUAAAAGUGACGUCCUGUUAGCCUCUCUCUUCUCUUUGAUCACCUGUAGAGUUUGUGUCUGGUACUGCAGGUUAUCAGAGCUGAAGGGGCAGGGAGCGACGAGGGAUCAUCUAUAUCAUUGAUCAGGGAUGGCGAUCUUAUACGUCUAUAAAAAGGAAAAAUGCGAUAAUUAGGGGUGGGAGGAAAAAUUGAUACAGCAAAGUAUCACAAUAUUUUGUCUGGUGAUAUAUCGUAUCGACACAUUUACCAAGUAAAGAUUUUUCAAAUUUCGAUUUUUUUAAAGUCAAAUCUAUGAUAAUGGAAAAAAGUAAAAUCAACUGGUUGUCCAGUUUGCAAGAUGCGCUACAUGAAAAUAAAAUACAGCAUAAAUAAGACAAACAUAAAGUAAAGACAAAUUCAAAAUUAGCUUAACAGUUGAAAAAUAUAUAUAAAUUGCAAUAUAUUGAAUCGCAAUGCUCACUUUAGUGCCAAAUGUGAAAAAGCGCAAUAAUAAAAUCGUAUCAUGGCCCAAGUAUCCUGAUAAUAUUGUAUCAUGGGGCCACUAGUGAUUCCCACCCUUAGCCAUAAUGAGUUGGGUAGCUUAAAAUAUUUAAGUAUCCUUUGUGGGAAACAGAGACUUCCAGUAAAGACAGUAUUACUUAUUCUAAAGGGACAUGAUGAUUCAAAGUUAAUGACACAGACGGAAAGAGGAUGGAGAAGGAGGGAGAGGUGCUGUAUGAAAAGCACCUUGUUUGUUUGUUUGUUUGUUUGUUUGUUUGUUUAAUGUGAAGCGGCAGAAGACAGAGAGUCAGUUAAAAAAAACCUACAUCAGAAUUAAUCUUUGUCUUAAAUCAAUAAAGAAAUGUAACAUCAACUCCUGACUUUAUUCAUAACUCUCACAAAAGCUGAACUGAUUCCUCCUCAAACUUAAACUCCUUUAGCUCUUUUUCUGUCUGCGUUUAUGUAAAGGUGUUUAACCACACUGUUCGCAGUCUGCGACGUGCCGACCUCGAGGCUGAGGAGUCGGUCUUCGUGGUGUUGAUGAACACAGAAAGUGAGGACAGCCGUUAAGCUAUAACCUCCUCUUAUGCCCCUCUCCACCCCUGACUCUCCUGGCCACUCACUCUGAUGAUUUAUGACCACACCUGAAGCCAGAUCAGAAGUUUGCUCUUGUGUUUGUGUUUUAAAACAGCAGAAGGACUAUACUGUAGCUGUGUGUGUAAGAGAGGGAAGUAAACGGUUGGAAAAAAAGAAAGUGUGCGUAGUUUUAAAGUCACAAAAGAUGGAAAAUGCAUGAGGAUUUUUUUUAGCUUCGAGCUGAAUGCUAAAAUUGUGCGGUGUGUUGUUUGGGGGGCUUUUGAUGCAUACAUAGUGGGGAAUAUUGAAUAGCAUGUUGCAAACAGAGGCGCAUGUGUGUGUGUUUUUAUGUGUAGAGACCCCAUUAUUUCAGACCUGGCCUUUAUGACUCCCCCCCCCCAACACUCCCCCUACCUUCUCCAUGAACCUUGACAUGGCCAGCCUCCUGAAAUGCAAUCUCCCAUAAAACCCAUCAAAUAAAAAAUUCAUAUUGAUACUCUGUGGCUCAGCUUUCUCCACCUUCUCCUUCUCUCACCAUCAGCGCUCCAUGAUGAUAAACGACCGACUGUCAGAUAUUAGAGUCUGGAACACAAUAAAAGCCUGAUUCUCGCCUCUUUUCAACAUCUCUCCAGGCCUGCAGGGCUAGUUUUCUUUUUUUUUUCCUCUGACAAAUUUUUGCAUUUGAGGAAAAAUCAAAUAUAGCUCUGUUGGCGUUAGGAUGAGACUCUUAUCAAAAGUAAAGGUGCAGGUGAAUUAAAAAAGUGCUCACGUUUCAUAUUCAAUAAGUUAUUUUUGAUAGGAGUCAAUGACUGAGAUUACUACACUUAACAAAAACUGAUGGAUUUCAUAUUUGAUGUUUAAUUUACCAGCUUAAAGGGAUAAAGGGUCGCAUGUAAUAAUGUCUUUCAAUCAAAGGAGAUGUUACGUAGGACUUUGUUAGUGUAUAUCUGAAGUAAUGGACGGCCUCGUGGGACUUUAGUUUGUAUUAUCAUGCACAUCAAAGUAAGCCCUGGUGUCUUAUUUCUAAAUUAGCUGUGCCGCAGGAGCUCAAAUCACAAUGUGUGUACGACGGCAGUGCCCGUUUCUCCCCCUUAACUCCCAGCUGAGCCUCUGUGGCGGUCCAUUACCCAGCAAGCCCUGGUGUUCUGCUGCGAGCCACGAAAGCGUCCCGGAGAGCCUGUCGAAUAAGCGGUCAGUUAGGCAAGCAGGUCGUCUGAUGCAAAUGUCCACAUGAUGCCGAGGAUGUCUGACUGACACUCAGCACCCUUCAGGAAGCCGUCCUUACUUUAGAUAACAACAGAAGUACAACUUUUUAUUCAACUCUGAUUAUUUACCCGUUCAGCACAAAAUCAAUACUUUUCAUCUUAACAAUCCUGUCAGGGGUUAUUAGCACACCUGAGUAAACGUCCCUUACAACCGCAGCACUGAAUCACACAUCCCCUCAUUCUCCAAACAUGUUUGUUAUCUGCUUCUCUGCUGUGUACUGCAGGUAUGAAGGGCACACACAAGUGCAAUUUGAAAUACAAGGAAACAACCUUCAAACAUGACCCCUGGGAUUGGUUCUGUUCAAGGGCCACCUAAAAAACUUCAAACCUUGGAAAAUCACAGAUUUUAACAUUGAACAAGACGACAGGAUUGUUGAAUCAACAGCUCGUAGGAAAAAAAGGUUUCCUUUCAAUGUUUCGGCCAUUCAGUUUGGGGGUUUUUGAAGGUCAAUGCCAGGUUAGACUGAACAGUUCUCUACAUUUUUAGUUUGAUUUAACUAGAGCAUUUCAUUUGUAAGAAAGAAAAGUCUUAAAUUUCCAGGAUAGAUUCACAUUCAGACUUCUUUUGUAGUGGCAUUAAUGUGAUUGCGGUCUAACAGGAUGUGUUUUUGUUGCAAGGUUUAACGCUGUCCUUCAACUCAACAGCUCUCGUUGAAAAGGAAAGGAAAUAAAACGGCCUUCUGAGGAAACACUGUGAUCUAAGGUCGAGUAUCAGAAGCUUCAAGUUUCAUACUGAAACAAAAUUACUACAUGUAGGAGCUGUUGAAGGCGUCAAAAGUGCGACAAAUAAAAGAUAGAGGAAUAUAGAUUUGUAAUUUGAAGGUAGGGCUGGGCGAUAUGGCCUCAAAUCAAUAUUACGAUAUAUUGAGCAGUUCACCUCGAUUACCCUAAAUGGAUGAUAACUACUCCACAAGCUGCUCAACCCCUCCCACAUUAACUUCGUCUACUUCAGCCGCUACAACUUUUGAACCGUCCUCCAUCUCCUCACCUGUCUUUCCCUCUUUGUUACAGACUGGAUGGGGUGGAGUCACGUCUCUGACAUAGGACUGCAUCUUAAAGGGACAUGAGACCAUAGCCUACCUACACAUAUCCAAACCAACUUUAUUUUUUUGACACUGAAUAUAUUGACAUGGGCAAAAUGACGUUGAUUUUUGUCGUAAAUUUUGGUAUCUGUAAAUUUCCGGUUUAUCACACAGCCCUACUACAGAGGGUAAGAGUUGUACAACAUCAAACCAAUCAACGUAAACAAAUCCUUGCGCUGAAAUGUCCAAAUAAUCCUUAUAUUUUCUAAAACUGACACUGUCUAAGGCGUUUGUUUGUAAAAUCCAAACAUUUAUGUGGUUUGUUUUAAGACAUCGAAUAUAUUGAUUCGGGCAAAAUGACGUCGGUUAUUGUUGUAAAUUUCGCUACCAAUAAAUUUUCGGUUUAUCGCCCAGCCCUAUUUGAAGGUUUUCAUAAUAUGUGAGAAAAUUAUGAAGACCUUUAUAGACAUCACCUCCUUUAAAAACACAGGUUAUGGAAGAUUAUGUUAUAAACACAAGACGAUAUUGAAGUUGACAAUAAAAACAGAAAACAAACCUCAACGGAAGAAAUUGUCAUGUCAACAAUAAAGUCAAAAACAUCUGAAGUCGACACUGUGAUUCCUGGGAGCUGCGGUGUUUUUGUUUGGGCUCCUUCUGGCAACAUAAAGAGGAACUCUUAGAUCACACAGACGCGUAUAACAAGGCUGUGUUUGUGCAGCGAUGCAUUCUCCGCUGUUUCCUCUUGAUGUGCUGACAGGAGCUGAGCGGUGGCUGUUUUUAGUGCCUGUCAACACGGCGGCAUGACAGUCCUCGGAAAAGUUAGAAGAAGGAGGCUUUUCUUUCUUAAUAAACCGCUAAUGUCGUCGCUGGAAUCCUUCACUGGGCUCAAACACAAGGCAGUGAAGCCAAAAAUUAUGGGCGAAUGAGAAGUACUGAAUGAAUUUCCCUUAUAAAUAACUCAUAAAGUAAGACCUGAGCGGUUUCCAGUCAUUAGAGCUGACUUUAAUAGAUCUGUCUGCCAGGACUUUGCAGUGCAUUUGGUGUCUUUUUCUUAAAACAAGUUUGUUUAAAUUACAGUUGACCCUGCACGCUUUGAGUGAAAGGUAAAAGUAAAGGAGUGGAGUGUUUUCAAAGCUCUGCUGCCUCCCCCACUGUCUUCAUAAUGACACCAAACAGCAAACCUUUUAUGUGAGGUGACACUCAAAACAGUUCGCCCAAUCAGAGGCCAUCAUCUUGUCAAAGGACCAAUUAGACCCCAUCUUUCCAUCAGUGGUCCAAUUGCCAUGUUAUCAUCGGUACAAAUUACAACUCUGUUGACUUGUGGUCCUUAGGUGGUGUUGGCUGCUUUUACUGAAAUACUGUCAUGCAUGUGUGUCGGGCGGGGGGUCAGCUAAAGUGUGCAGAAGGUUGACCUGCAGUCACUUCCAACAUCGGUGUAAAACAAAGUGAAGAGAAGAAUUGGUCUGAGUGAACACCUGGAUUUCUUUAGAGCUCAAAAUCAAUGAUGAGUUUUGCUGCUCUGUUGAAGUUGAGUUUUGAAUAACGCUGUGUUCGUGUUACCUCGGAAGUUGGAUGUUGGAGCUGGCGUUACACAUGAGUUGACGGCGUUCCAGUUAACAAGUCAGAAAACCAAGAUGGAUGUCUACUGUUAGCCGUUGUCAGCUGUUGUUAGUUGUUGUUAGCUAUACCAGUUGUAAACAACACAGUAUUUUAUUCUUACAAAACCCAUAGCACCGUGUUCACAGUUAAACGUUGGGCAGUACAACAUAAACCACUCAUUUAAUUUCACAAAAACAAAACAGAAGUGCUAAUAAACUAAACUAAAACAGUUACUCUUAACUGUCGAUGCACUGUGCUGCCAUCUUGGAUUAUGACGUUGUUGUCAAGUCAGGUUUGUGAGGAUCGUCUGACUUUCCGAGUCGGAAAUCCGACUUCAGGGGGGUAUUCCGAAUGAAUUUCCGACUCGGAGCUCAGAAAUCCUGACUUCUGAAUACAACUGGAACGCAGCAUAAGCCAAAAGUUAAACCUUCCUGAUAAUGGCGCAGUAGAGAACAGGUGCAACAGGUGAUAUAGGAUGGUAAAUGAGUCAACAAACCAGUGGAUUCAGACACCACAAGUUUAGCCAUUUAGAGUUUAGGGUUUAGUGUACUACUCAAGGAGUCUUAAACAUGUUGGUGCUGUAGCUGGGAUCAAACCAACAACCGACUGGACCACUGAUUCACAGCUAACAGAUUCUGAUAGUGUCUCAAAGCAACUCAAAUAGGGCCAACUAACAACUAUUUUAUAGUUGACUAGUCACCGACUAUUAGAACAAUUCAUCCACUAAUCGGAUAAUUUUAAAUAUAUAUAUUUUUUGCCUUAUAUAGUCCCAAACUAGAGGUUUUUAAGCACGUUCUCGUAGCUGGUGGAUGAGGCACCGGCACCUCCAUGUCUGAAUACCCUACCACUUGGCGGAGACGCUAUUGCUCAUGUGUGACUCUAUAAUCAUAACAAAGUAAGAUGCCUCACUCUACUGGAAAUAACACGUUUUAGACUCAGUUAGCUAAAUUUAAACUGGAAGGACCAAUGAGGAGAAGCCCUACCACAACAUAAGCAAUGGGGAACAAUUCGUAGGCUACAACGAAAAAUAUACAAUUAUAAUAAAUCUAAAAGAGUCAGAUUUAUGCCAUUAAGUGUUAUCUAACCAAGGAUCAGCAGUGCACUGAACAAAAGCUUGAAAAAGCCAAAUUCAGAGGGAAACACUCAAGCUUGUUUGAAUUCUAUAGACCAAUCACAGCUUGCAUGGGGCAAACCCUUUGCAGAGAACUUUUGCAAAAUAGUGCCAUUACUAGGAACUUUUUUGGUGAAUGAUCUGCAUGCAUAACGCUGAACUUUUUCAGAGUAGUCCCUCACCGUUAGCAGCAUGAGGUUUGGCACACGAGUUGCUUUCACACUAGAAAGACGAGGCAUUCCUUAAUAUUUCUUUCAGUGACAUAACAGAGAAUAAUCUUGCAAACUAGAUGCAGUUAGAAGUGGUUCAAAAACAAGUUCAUUCUGGCAUCAGCCGUGGACAUGAAAGUUUCUUGGCUGUUCUUGAUGUUGAUCACCCUGGACCUCCUGCAGACAUGUUGGAUGAAGCUCGAUCUCUUCAAUCUGGACUGAACUGCAGAUAAACAUUCAGUGUGUAAAUGUAAGACAGCCAGACUGAUCCAGACCUUGAAAGAGUUGAUCUUAAAUCCUUCAGUUUGCUAAUUCAUUACCACUCUGUGUAUUCACAUAAAUGCAUAUUUACUUGUGCUCCAUUUCAGUGUUUGAUAAGCAUGUUUAGUUUGACGUAUCAUUAGAGGUUGGCUCAUCCUGCAUAUUUUUACACAAGGUAGUAUCCCCUGUGGUUUCCAGAGUUAUUUUUGAGGUCUGAAGUUGAUCUGAGACUAUUUUGACGGAGGAUCUGACUUCCUUCAGCGGCCCUCAUGAGCAGAUUUUUUCAUUCCGCCAAGGGCAGACCUCUCCAUCGCCUUCUGUUUUAGGGCAGAUAAUGAUUCUCUUUUAUUUGGAAUAGGAUUGCAUUUUCUCUCUCCCUCAUCCUCUAUCCUUCCCUCACCUUUACCUUUCCAUCUCCCACUCCGCCCCCCUGCACCACUCUCCCUCCUGUCGCUUGGCCGCUGCUCCUCCAUGGCGGCGAUGCUCUAUCGCUCCGUCACAGCGCGAGCGAGGGAUGAGAGACAAAUCAAAACCACCUUAUUUCCCUUCAGUCCCCCUCACCAUGCCAGAUUGAAUUUGAGGUUUUUCAUCUUCUUUCUCAUCUUUCUCUUUUCCCUGCCUCCCUCCGCGUCCACUGCGAAUUACCUGGAUCCAAGCCAUCUCACAACUCCAUGACGCAGUAUCAUUUAUGCAUAUAGAGGGAGAUAGUCAGCAGCGCUCGCUGUUGAUUCUUUGGACUCACUAUAAAUCCACUUUUUAGAUGUGUGUGUUCAAAAGUGAUCAGCACUCAAAUCUAUCAAGUGUCCCUGCUUGCUUUUCAAGUGGUUCAAUACAUGGAAAUCUGCAUGUUAGUUUUGCUGACUUUAAUGUUCAAACACGGUUAGGGUUUGAGGAAAUGCUGCAGUGCAUCAGAACAUAAUUAUCAAUGGUGCUGUGAAUCUCCAUUUUAUCUGCAGUUUGACGGCAGUCAAAAUGUAAACAUAUAUAUAUACUGUAUAUUUUUUCUGACCAGCACUGGAGAGGUUUAAUUCAAAGCUUGCAGAGAUAUAGACUAAAUCACAGAAUUCGUCCAUCUGGUAUCACAGCAAAGAUAGCUGCGCAUAUCAGGAUUUAAAAUUAUUCUUAACUUGAUAGUUGUGUUGCUCCCAACUCGAAAAAAUUGUAGAGCAUCAGCAAAAAAAAGUAGGAGUGCCCUUUUGAAAAUGAAGGAGCACCUCAGUCUACUGUGCACAGCUUCCACUUUUCUACUCGUACUCCUCAGUUUUUAAGAUAUUCAGGGUUAGGGAUGGGAAUCGAUAAGAUUUUAUCAAUAUCGAUGUUAUUAUCGAUUCUGCUUCUUGAUUCAAUUCAUUAUUCAUUCCCUUAUCAAUGCCUUUCUUUGAUUUAAGAAAAAAAGUAGACUAUAUGUUUUCACUGUUAACUCUGAAUUUUAUUGAGUCUCUGACAAAACAAAAAUGCUAUUUGUACAGCGUUUCUGGCAUACAUUGUGCUUAUGUUAACACAGGACAUACAUUAGUGUGACCAUGUUCUGAAUCCCUCAAAAAAAGACAAAUUUUGAGGGUUUUUGGGUCGGGUCAAGUGUUUUUAUGCACUUCUAACCCAGUUAAAGGCAUAUUCUGAAUCCCCAAAGACAGUGCAUGUGUGUGUCCAUUAGUGGCUUUGCUUAGAAGUGAUCAGAGGGGCAGAGCUGCAGAACGCAAUGAUGUGCUGCACUGUUUUAUAAUGAAUGAAUACAUGUUCUGGACAUUUGAAGGAUCUUAUAAACUCCCCUGGACAGCCCCCCAAAAGGGGACAUGUUCGGGUAAAAGUGGACUUAUGGUCACACUAACAUAUGUACCUUCCAUGCCGUGCUGAGAUGGGGCAGCAGCGGCUGACGACCAGCGGAGAGCAUCGAAUACAUGUGACUCCAUAUAUUUGAUGCCCUGCCCCGUUGACAAAUGUUUAAGAAUGUUGCUGGUGUUUCCACCUUUGCAUAUUAUCACUGCUUGACAAACGUUGGACUGUUGUAAUCUUUCUUAGUGAAAUUUAGCCACAUUUUAGAUCGUUUGUGUACUUUCCAUCUGUCAUGUCUCUGUUCCUGUUUACGUAGACUGGCACUCACGAGAGCGUUUUUUAAGGCACCAGGAAGAAAGGAAUCGUUAAGAUAAAAUGUAAAUGAUGUCGAUGGAUUGAACCAUUUGGAACCGGUUCUCAACAACAACUAGUUCUUGAUUCCCAUCCGUACUCCCAACUUGGAAAAAUUGUAAAGCAUCAGCAAAAGAAAGUAGGAGCGCCCUUUUGAAAAUGAAGGAGCACCUCAGUCCACUUUGCAGCGCCUCCACCUCUCUACUCGUACUCUUCAGUUUUUAAGAUGUUCAGGGUUUUAAGUUUGGUCUCAUCAUGGGAACGGCUGACUUGACUGAAAGGCAGACGCACUGUGGCUGUUACGACCUCACCAUUCAAUCACCUUUCCCUACAUUAGUGACAUUUAAGAGAUAAAAAGGUCACACCGCAUCAACCAUUUUUGCACAAAUGCUCACACGUAUAUAUUGAGGUCACUUCGCAUGAUUAUGCAAUCACAGCGGCUGCGGUUUCAAGCCAUGCAUAUGUAUCCAAGAACUCCUUUUCAGCUUCAAUAUUUAUCUUGUGUUGUUCUAAAUAUUCAGACCUGCGAGUGUUUGUUCAACAUUUUGGUUGAAAUCAAUCAAGUUACACCGAUUUGCAUACAGCAGACUCUGCAUGCAGCACAACACUUAUUUCAUUCCGUCAAUAAUACAUCCUAUUUUGUGAGAAUUCAGACUCCCCUGAUUCCCUUACCGACACUUCUUUUCUUUAAUAUUAAUCAAAGCAUUUCAAGAGUGAUCAUUAAUCUCACUCAACACCAAAAUAUCAGAUUUCACUUCAGGUUACAGGGUGUGAGGAAAAGGUCCUUUCUGAGAAGCUGUGCCCUUUACUUCUAAAGACACACACACACACACACAUAUGCAAAAAAAAAACACACACUCACGCUCUCAUAUUAUGAAACCUCCCCGCUGAUUGCAUCUGAUUUCAGGAAUAGUUACAGAUUUAUGACCGAGGCAGGCUCAUCUGAAAAUCAAAACUGACAGGCACAUUUGCAUUGCGUGCUGAUUAACCUGCACAGCUGUGUGUGUGUGUUUGUGUGUGUGUGUGUGUGUGUGUGUGUGUGUCGGAGGAAGCUUGAAUGCAUGAGUAACAGCCCAGUGUUGUAAAAUAUUUAGUUGAAAUCAGAUUUUUUUAUUUUGAUACCUUUCGCCUUAAUUGCUCUAAUUCUGGGGUCCAGCUUUAUUAUCGGCGUUAAGGUACGAUAAACUCCUCUGUUCAAACUUUUCUCAUCCUACAAGUUUAACUCAAUAAUUUAAAGUCUGGAGGCAUGAAACACUGCAGGAGUAACAGCCUGUCGGUGCAGCGUGCCGAUGUGGUUGUGAGUGUGCGGGGGCCGGGGGGCACCUGGAUCCUGCUACCUGAGAAAAAUGACUCCCAUCUCCCACUCCGUUGGACCUGCUCCCACCCAGCCUCCCUCCCCCUCACCCCACCUUUUCAUUUUCAAUUAUGGGUUAGAAUAUGAAUCUUUAAUAGGGUGAUAAUUGUGCUAGCAUAUUUGCUGUCACCCACCAUUAGCCCAGAUUAAUUAGCCCAUUUACUUUAGCUUAAGAAAGUGUCUGGCUGAGGAAUGGGGGCACUGAUGGAAGACGAGUGGAGAGAGAGUAGAAUCAGCACAAUCUGUUCUGUAUCAUAAUGCCAUCUUUCUCCUGCUUUCUCUCUGUCUCUUCGUGCCGUUCGCCUCUCUGCCUCCUCCCUUAACUUUCCUCUUUCUCUCAUCUUACUUACUCUGUUAGUCUGUUUCAUCACUCUGCACUCAGCUGCUCCUCAUCCAAGGAAUAUGGGGGGAAGAGUCGUGCAGAUGAAACUUUCUUAAAAAUAUUAUCCCUGUAAUUAGACAUGUCCCUGUACAGUUAGCAUUUUUGAAGCCCUUUCUCAUGAAAAUGACGUCCCAGCCGGCUGAGUUAUUAUCAAAAACUAAUCAUGGUUGACUGAAAUCACCAACGAAGUUACAGAAACUAAAAGUUAGGUUUUAUUACUGGCUUCCUUUUGACAUCAACACAACAAAUUGAUAAACUUUGGGGCGCACAGAUGGCCUAGCAGGUUAGCGCACCCCAUGUAUGAGGACCAAAGUCCCCGCGGCAGUCGUGGGUUUGAGUCCAUCCCCAACCAUGUGCUGCAUGUCAUCCCCAUAUACAUAAUAUUUCCCCAUGUUUCCAUACUGUCCUACCCAUAAAGGCAAAAAUCGCUCCAAAAAAUACAUAAACUUUGAUAGCGGUCAAACUUGACCUUUAUCAGCAUAAAAAACCAAGCGUCUGCUCUCCCUCCUGGAAAAAUAAUAAUCACAAUAACAAUAAUAAUGAUAAUUUAUAUAGAAUUAUCAAAACAGAUGUUACAAAGUGCUUCACAAUCAUAAAAGCUCAUGAUAUGGGAAUAAAACAGAGAGACUAAAUUGCAAGACAUCCCAUAAAAGAAGACGACAAAACUUUAACAAAGGCUGUUAAAAAGUAAUACUAAAAGCAAUUAAAACAGCGGCUGGAAAGAAGAAACAAUAAUCUCACUAAAUAAUUAAAGCACCAUGUUUAAAUGAUGCAUAAGAAGAUGGUUUUGGACAAUCAAAUUCAUUUUCACAAGAAGACUCUGAUGGGGUUUUUGUCAGAGAUCCUCUGGAAGAAUCAACCAACACAAACGUCAACGAUCUUCGCGUAGUUAUGGAAGUUUUAGCCAAGUUAGCAUCAUGUGCUGGUUUCAUCUUGGCAUCAAGCAUGAAUUUGUGGUCGGGUUCGAGAUUGAAAUGCUGCUUGUUUGUAGCGAGACCUCAGGCCAGUCCCUUAUGGACUACAACGGGGUGUCACAGCUCAAGGAAGAACAUUUAGGAUUAUUUCGUCAUGGAAAUGCAAUCAGACCGAGACGCUAAGGCAGAAGAACUACCUCGUCUGCAGUGCAAAAUGAUUAAUAUGGUGAUUAUUACUUCAAGGAAAUGAUAAAGAAAUGACCAUAAAUGUUCCUUCUUGAGCUGCGUCACCCCGCAGCAGUCAGUGGACUCGGGGGGUCUUCGUACAAACAAGCGGCUGCUGGAAGAGAGUAGGUGAGUUGUGUUUAGUCUCUUUGCUAAAGAAAUCAGGCAAAGUUAAAGAUGUUUGGUGGCUAGUACUAUGGCUGGGACCUUAUAUGUACUCUUGAUGAAGUUAGGUGCUGUUCUGAGCAUUAUUUGUGGCUAUAGAGUGGCGUUUUGGUUGAGCGCGUGGUUCUCUGUAUUGCUAUCCUGUGGUGGUUACUAAAGUUGGUAUAACUAGAGAAGCAAGCGGUCGGCAACAUUCAUCUCUCGACAGGGUGUCUAAUUCGGUGUUACGGUGUGUUUGACCCUAACUUAAUUUUACGCUGGAAUAUCCCUUUAAAUUUCUACUAUCACAAAAUCCUGGUUACUCACUCCAAAUAAAAACACAAGUUUGCAGUCUUGCUGAUACAGAGUUCUUGGGUUGUAUUUGGCUGCUAAAAUAAAGAAUGAAUAAAUAAAAAACAAGACAUAUAGCACAAUGUCUUUCUAUUAUACCGUACAUCACAACUCUAUGGUGUUGGUUCCUUCUCAUUGCUUUUGGUAAUGUUACCUUUUUUCUACAGUAAAGGUUAGAUGAACAGCUUCCAAUCCCCUUUGCAGCCAUAAAAAGUAGAGCUACAAACUUCUCCACAGUGGAGAAGUUUGUAGCUGUAGAUGUGAGGACCAGAAAUGGAGAGAGAUGGAAUUCAAAUAAGUCCAGUGAUCAGAAACAGAAACACGGUGAUUUCCAAUACUGGAAUGGGCAAAUGUUUCCAAAACCACUUUAUAAAGUGACAGUAUGUCAGAUUGUUCCCUUGCCCCAAAGGGCUUCAGUGAGAUUGGUGUUUUAAAGUUCAGUUUUGACACAGCUGCCUUUCACCCCCUGGUAUUUCACACACUCUGAGACUGACAGCCACGUUGACAUUCCCUUUCCCCGGUCAUUGUUGGUUUCUGCAAUGCCAAACACUGACCCAAAGCUUUGAUAAGGCUUUUAAAAACGUGUUUUGCUUCUAUAAUAAGCCCAUUUAACUGAACUUAAUAAAGUAUAAAGCUGAACCAGUUGCAGAAAAGUGGAUAUCACCUCAGACUUGGUGUUUAUUGUCAGUGUAAUUGGCAGCGUGAGCGCACAUUUCAGAUUCCAUGAAAUCAUUUGAUUCAGUGUUAGUGUGAAAAAUAUUGCUUAAUGGAGCUUUAAUCGCACACUCCACCUUGGGAUAAGCUGUGUGUGUGUGUGUGUGUGUGUGUGUGUGUGUGUGUGUGUGUGUGUGUGUGAGUGUGUGAGUGUGUGAGUGUGAGUGUGUGUGUGUGUGUGUGUGUGAGUGUGAGUGUGUGGCGCUGGAGUAGCUUGGCCAUGUCACUAGCUGUAUAUCUCUCAGCAGGCAGUGGGAAAUGAGGUCUAAUCGGAGGGAUAUUAAAGUCACAAUAGACUGCUCCUGCUAUUAAGGCCUGUCAGCCCUGGCCUCCUCUCUCACCUUGAUAUCUCUCAGUCUCUGAAUAUUUAUACGCCUACAUCUCAGGCUACUUACACAGUGCCCUAUGUGACUUUUUUAUUAUGUGUGCGUGCUGAAGCAUCAAGAAAUUUAUCAUCACCGCAGCCACCCAAGGUCUCUGAAUUUGUUUGUAUGCAUUUGUAUCCCUCCGUCCGUGCUCACGCAGUCCACCUCUGUGUCCUCUGAUCCUCAGGUGCAGUGGGGGCCAGGCUGCUCUCAGGUCAGAGCAAACCCGUCACCAUGGAUGUGGAUGAGGAGGAGAAUAUGAGUGAGUCGACUCUGAUUUUCAUCAUUUUUCAGUCUGUCUGUCUCCCUGUCCAAGUAAUAGCUGGUCUCUACUUUUAGAUGUCUGCCUGAAUUUUUGUCUGCUUUUAUUUGUCUGCCUGCACGUUCCCCCCCUUGUAUGUCCUCCUGUCCUUAUCUAAUGUGUAAUCAGUGUGAACAAUUCUGCUUGCAAACAUAAUUAUUAGAUUUAUGCAUAGCCUGCAUUUUCUUAAAUCCUGUACCAUACGAUCCAAAACAAAUAUUAGCAUAACUCUUACCUGUGACCGCAAUUUUUUUUGCACAAGUUGGAAUCCUGGAUAAAUUGAUAUAUGAUGGAAACAUAUUCAGAUGGGUUGCAAAUCAUUUAAACUCUGUUAUUUUGCAAAAAGUAUAAAGACGGCAAAUCAGAUGAUACUGUUUUAUACAAAAAUAUAAUAAUAAUAUUAAUCAUUAUUAUUAUUAUUAAUAGUAGUAGUAGUAGAAGUAGUAGUAGUAGUAGUAUGGUAAUAAUAACAAUAAUAAUAAUAAUAAUUAUUAUUAUUAUUAUUAUUAGUAGUAGUAGUAUUGUUACCAUAAUACUACUACUACUACUAAUACUAUUUCUACGUCUACUAAUUAUUAUUAUUAUUAUUAUUAUUAUUAUAUUUUGUAUAAAACAAUAACAUCUGAUUUGCUGUUUUUAAACUUUUUUCAAAAUAACAGAAUUUCGGACCCAUCUGAAUAUGUUUAGAUCAUAUGUGAACUUUUUCAGGAUUUCAACUCGUGCAAAGAAAUUGUGGUCACAAGUUAGAGUUAACAAUAAUAAUAAUAAUGAUUAUCCAACAUAAAUUUAAUACCUCAAAAAAAAGUUGGGGCAGUGACAAAAAUACACUAAAAAAGUUUUGUAAUUCUCAAAAUAGUCAUUAAGAAUGAAUAUAAUUUAAUUUUAUCCCUGAAGGGAAAUUCAAAUUCAUUAUCUUCUAACUUAAAGAUGUUAAUUUAUAACAGGUUAGUAACAGAGGCUUAGUCACUCCGAAAAAAAGAUUAGAAAAAGUUCACCACUCUGUGAGAGACAGUGUGAGCAAAUAGUUCAACAGCGUGCAAAGACGAAACCAUAUUUCAGUGUUAAUUAGACCGAAUCAAACACAGCUUGCUAUCAGAUCACAUGGCCCAUUAUGAAACAAAAACUAUGAUCCAGUCGUCCCUGAUCUGGUAAAAUCAAGCGAAGAAGGAGGAACAAACUGAUCUGUUUUAUUCCUUAACUUUUUACAGAGUUUUAAAUGAGCAGGCAAUGCAACACUUUCGUAAACAUUUCCCUUUUCCUGACUUUUCGAAGCGUGUUGCUGGCAUAAAAUCUGGAAAAAAUACGUAUUCAUCUUAGGAGAAAUAUUCAGUUUCAAUUAAAUAAAGGCUUUAUAUGAUUUUCAAUUCUGAUUUGUCAGCAUUUUUACUGUGUCCUAACUUCUUUGGAGUAAAAGCCGUAGGAAAAUUAUGGUCCACGUCUCUUUAGUUUGUAUUCUCAUUCAGUCAACCCUCUAAAUCACAAAGGAGAUAAUCGUUUGUCCUAACCUGAACCACCUCAGUGAGCAGUGCACACACACACACACUCACACACACACAUAUGCACAGAUACAAGCCGCUGAUUUAACUGGGACUUUUCUGGGAAGAGCUAAUCAUUACAUCUGAGAGGCUGCAGGUCAUAUUACAGAUUCCCUUUACCUCCAUUCCUCUCUCUGUAGAAAAUCCUCUCUCCUCCGUCGCACUGAACUUUAAUUAGACAUUUGGGUUUGAACUUGAUAUCUAAAGCUCAGAUGGCAUGGAAAGACAUGAUUAAAUGUGUUUCCCCUCAUCCUAACAAUUUCAUACUUAGAUUCACAUAGAGCCGUCAUCCACACACUCCCCUAACCUCUGAUACAAAUGAAAGUUCUUAUUUCAGUGUCAAACUCUGUGUUUUUUGCACCGAGUCGAGGCAUGUUGUUAUGUCUUAAGUCAAAUAGGCAGAGAUGCAGAGUGGUAAUGUUAUUCCCGCUCUGAAGCCACUUUUCUUUCAUUUCCUUUCCAGUCAGAAGAUUCAUUUGAAGAUAAAACGCAGGCCUAGCUCACACAUCUCUCUUUUAGAAUACCGAGGGAACACCAGAGGAAAAAAACGCGAAAAUCUUUUCCAACUUUUAUGUGACAACCUUUGCAGUUCUUGAAAUUCUUUAAUCACAUGAAUCAUCCCAAAUGAAUCCCCCCAACAAACACUUGAGAUGAAGUUCUGAUGAAAGACUUUUUUUUUUUGUCUGUGUUAUUUGGUUCAUGCAGCCCCCCCCCCACGGGGAUUUAAAGCUCGGAAAGAUUCAAGCAUAUGGGAUCUUUUGUCUUUGCAUAACUAAUGGAUGCUGAUUACACACAUUCUGGCAUGAAAUUGACCCUUACUGCAUGUUUGUGCAUGGUGUCAUGGCUUUUGUCUUCUGGUGUUAGUCUCUGGGGUACUCUUGGAUAUCAAUCAUCUUGCAAAAAAGCUGUUUUUCUAUGAAAUGAUAAUAAUCAGGUGGAAACGUGCUGAAGGAUAAAUGUCAGACUGGAGAAAGGGAGCCCCAUUUUUUUCUGUGUGCCAUGGUAUUCACUGUAUUUGACUGUGCCACAUGCCAGAAAUCUCAGAAUAUGAUCACAUCUUUAUCAACUAAGCACAAAUUUAGAUUUUAUUACAAUUUUAGAAACUUUGUUGUCCUUUCAGCUGUUGAUAUUUGUACAGAUUUAUUAUACUCUAUUAUAUUCUGACUGUUUCUCCACAUCCAUAAAUUUUGUGGUCCUAUUACUGAGUCAACAGUAAUACCCACGUCUCCUAUAGCUGAAAUGUAAGCCGUGUAUCACUCUCCCUGACAGCCACAGUGCUUCAGUAAUAGAUAUUAUUGAUCUCUCACACAUGCAGGUCAAGUAUAUUCUGUUUACAAAGUCACAUGUGACCCGAGUGGUUCAUAUCAAGGUAAAUAAGGAAGUACAGGAAUUAUUGCUGCAAGGCUUCGGCUUGGUACGACUGGUGAACUUGCUUCACAGCAGCAAACAGUUAACUUGUUGUUUUAUCAGCUACCGGCGAGUGCUUUUGCUUGCUUGAGCAUGCAACAGGAGCUUCUUGUUGCAUAAAAGAGGCUGAUACUUGACAGGUGAUUCAGCUGAAUGCAGCUCCACUAUUGAGCAUGCCUGUCUAAAUGCUGUUACCAGCUACGUAGUCACUGUGUUAUUUUACUCCCGGGGUGCAAAGUGCUUGCAUGAAGCUCCAGAGUUAUGGAUAAUAACAUGGUGCCCAUCGGGUGUUUUCACUAAGUGCUGAGGAAGUUUAAAUUUUGGCAAACUUUUUAGCAACUUGGUGGUUUCCUCUGGUGUCUGACUUUGUUAGGUUCAUGUGUUCACCUUGCUUUGAUUGCAGUUGUUGCCCAGUAAACCCAGGCUUGAUAAAGCCUUAGCCAACUGACUGACACCUACAGCAGUGGAGGCCAACUCUUCCUGUCUUGUGUCACCUCAAAAGCACACAGUUUCUGAACAUUGAGAAGAGCCAUGAAAUUCUGUCCAGACUCCAAGAUCUUUAUGUUACCACACAGUUAUUAAGUGAUCCUUGACCUCUCUGCAAAAAAAUACCAAUCACUUUCCACAUUGUGUGAGUUCAUGAGGUCUUGAGAUCUGCUGUUUAGAUCCACAGUGUGGCAUCAUAAAGUACCUUGUGUUGAAAACUCUCUCUGUAAGCCCUGCCUGAUGCUUAAGUGAGUCUUUACCAAAGGCAUUUACUCUGGCUUUGAGGAGUCUGGUCCUGGAUUAUCACAUAUUCUCUGGUAGUUACCCACUGUGAUGGUGCAUCCUGGUGUCUCUAGGACCUAACAUGUCUUUGACGCAAAUGAAAUUCCUGCCUAAUUGAGGGGCAAGUAUAUAUUUGAGUGCAAGUCUGCUGUACACCAUGUACACCAGUUCUCAUGGGGCACCAGAUGGAAUCUGUAAUGGGUUUCACAACAGCUUUGGAGAUGGUUUGUGAGCCUUAGAGCUAUGCAGUCAGUCAGUUAGCUAAAUAGGUGCCAAAUAGGUGCCUGAUGCCAUACCAGUACUGCUGCGGUUUUUGUAGUCUUCAUCAGAGUGGAAAAAUGUUCAUAAUGACAUCUUUAAUAAUGACCAACAGUGUGUUUUACCAGAGCUUCUGAAUCAAUGGUGACAUCUUUAAUAACGACCCGGGCUCUUUCUUAGACCCUGUGUAUUCCCCGGUCACAUGUGGCUUUUGUGAUAUCAGAAACUCAACCUGUGUGUGUACAAGACUGAUCAAAUCUGACACCAACACACCAACGCUGGUGGUCAGUCAGACUUUACUUUAUGGUCUUUUUCCUUGUAAACAUCAAGAAAAUUGUCAAAAAUACUCUAUACUUUAUUUAUUCAUAUAUUUAAUUGAGAAUAAAUAUGCAAGUUAUUUUGAAGGUGUUAGUUCACUGAUAUUGUGGCUCCCUUUUUUUCCUUAUUUACAACCCUAAUUCCAAAAAAGAGUUGGGAUUCAGUGUAAAAAUAUUCAAAAAUAACAGAAUUUGGUUUUCAAAUCAUUUCACCAAACACUAAACUGGAAAAAAGUACAAAACCGACAAAAAAUAUCUGCUCAUUUAAAAUUUACUGGAGUGAUUUGUAAAAGUUUGAUAUCAUGAUUGAGUAAAACAAAGAUGGGAAAAAGUUUACCGCUCUGUGAAAGACUGUGUGAGCAAUUUUAGAAUAAUGUGCCUAAAACAGAAAGACUUUGGAAGAAUCUACAAUCUCACCAAUACUGACUGGCCUGCAACUUCAAGCCCUCUGAAGCCCACUGCGUUAAAAAAACAUGACUCUGUAGUGGGAAUCAACGCAUGGGUCUGUUACAGCAUCUUAGGUUAAAACUCAACCAUGCAAAAAGAAAACCAGAAAUUCUAGACGGUGAGUCCUCCAGUUUGAAGAGGAAAGGAGGAACCACCUGGCCUGUUAUCAGCUCAUUGUUCCAAACCAGUAUCCAUAAUGGUGUGGGUAGCUUACACAUCUUGAGAGGCUCCAUUUACGCUGAACAAUAUACAAGAUGUAGAGCAACAUAUGCUGCUAUCUAGACAAUGCCUUGCAUAUUUUAGCGAGACAAUACCCGAGCACAUUCUGCAUGAAUUACAACAGCACGGCUCUGUAGUGGAGGAGCGGUGAUGAAAAACCGGCUCUUCCUAGAGUCCCAACUUGUCACCCAGUGGAAACAUUUGGCGCGUCAUGAAAUGAAAAAUACAACAAAGGAAACCCUGAACUGUUGAGAAGCUGAAAUCCUUUAUUAGCCAAGAAUCGAGACGCAUUUUACUCACAAACUUGAGAAAUUAGUCAGCUCGGUUCCCAAAUGUUCGAGUAUUGAUAAAAGAAGUGGGGAUGCAACAUAAUGGAGCCCCCGUCCCACCAUAUUCAAAAUGAGCCUUUAUAUUUCAAAAAAACAAUUCAGAACCUGUUGAGAUCGAGAUCUCAUUUACAAGAGUGAUCUGGCCGAAGGGUCAGCAGCACACAUCACAAUAAUAAAUAAUAAUAAAGAAUAAUAAAGAAGAAGAAAAUGACCUCCAGAGACAUAAUUAAAAACACAGGCACUGUUCCAUGGUCUCCCAAAGUCUGUCAUGUAAGAUCGGUCGGUCUGGAGAGUAUUCCGUGCAGAAGUGGCAGCAAAACUGAACGUUUUUUUGCCCAGUUCAGUUCUGAUUCGCGGAACAAUCAAACGGAUAGUGUUGUUUGAGCGCAGGGAGUAGUGGCUUUCAGUUCUUUGAAGAAGAUCACAUAAAUAAGAAGAGCUAAGCCAUGAAGAACCUUAUAAAUUAGAGUCAUCAGGUGAGUGUACCUGCGAAUACUCAGAGAAGGCCAGUCAGACUUGGCGUAAGGGACUACAACCAGUGACAAACUUUUAACAAUCGAAAUGUUAUCUUUAAUCAAAAAAAGGGUUUAAAUGAUUUGAAAACGAUCAAAUUCUGUUUUAUUAUCAUCCUCCACAGCGGCCUGACUUUGGGAAAUUGGGGUUGUAUUUGCAGAGAUCCAUUUAUAUGUUGAAUACAUGCACACACCAAAAAAAAUUGCAUGUUUUUGAUGCACAUUUUCUCUUCAAUUGAAUGAUAUGCAGUUUGUUUUGUUGGUCUUAGAAAUAUGUGUUUUUUUUCCUUGCCUUUAGAUGUGUCAAUUGUAGAAUGCAGAUGGUACCAGCAUGUCAGUACAAUUUGCAACCUGAAACACUGUUCUUUGACAAACUCCAUGGGGGGGAUCUCAGAGGCGCAGGGUCUUAUGAAUGGCACCUCAUUAGAAACAGAUUCUGAAUUCAUAUUGCGCUCAUUUUAAAUGUGACAGCCAUUCUCCUCCAAAUCUUAUGUGAAACGGGUAAACAACAUUUUAACAUCCCAGCGUGUCACCAGUCAAGUCUUUAGGAUCCUGCAGUAGGUGGAGUCUUCUCCUUCUGCCUCUUUGAUGUAUUCUCCUCUUUGCCUGGUCCUCAGCUCCUCCCCCUGCACUUCUCCCUUGCACUCCCUCAACCCGACCUACAAUCCCACUCAUGCACACUGCGGCCUCUCUUUCUCCUGAGUACCGCAAGGAGUAACCUAUCAAGCCUUUGCUGAAGGAUGUUAUAAAUGAAAAUUUUUGCCAAUAUUCCAUCCACUUUGCUAACUGGAUUCAGUGAUAUGUGUUCCCCAGGACGGUGUAUUUCAAAGCCUGCAGUUACUAACUGAACACUUAAACUGUACCCAAUUUCUCUGUAAGCACUUAAGCGAUUAAAAAUUGAUAGAGUGGAUGAGAAGCAACACUGUAUGUGUGUGUCUUUGUUAACUUUUGAAUUAUGUGCUUGUAUUUGUGUGCAUUUAUGUCAUAGGCUCGUAACACUGUGCAACCUAAGAAGUGUAAUAGUCUCUUACCACUUACCAAAUAGCAAACUAUCAUAAGUUUCAGUACGAUCAUGAAGAUAACUUAAGAAAAUUCUCAAUUGAAUAAAAUAUAUCUAUAAAGUUAGCUCAUGCAUGUAAUUAACCAAAGCAUAUAUGUGUUUGUGUUCUCCUGUUUGUAGUGAUAUUGAUAGACUGUAGGUUGCUACAGUCAAUAAAACAAAAGGCAGCUUAACUUGCUCUUAUAAAGGAACACAAAUCAUUGGUUCAGUUCCAAAGAGUGAUAAAGGAAUCUAUAAAUUUUGCAUUUACAAGAUCCUGCAACGAAGGCGUUGUAAGUUACUCUUUCUGGGCACCGCAGGUUCGAGCAGCACCGAUGUUAAGGAAAACCGAAACCUGGACAACGUGUCCUGCAAAGACGGGGUGGGAGUGGCUGAGCAGCUCCCCAAUGGCAGCGGCCUGGGCAGUCGAAAGAGGCCCCUGGAAGAAGGAAACAAUGGACACACACACUCAAAGUUCCGGGCCAAGAAGCGCAAGAAAACGCCGGGGCCAGUCCUGCCUAAGAACGCUCUGAUGCAGUUGAAUGAGAUCAAACCUGGUCUACAGUACAAACUGCUGUCUCAGACAGGACCAGUCCAUGCGCCGGUGUUUGUCAUGACUGUUGAGGUCAAUGGACAGAUGUUUGAGGGCAUGGGCCCAACCAAGAAGAAAGCGAAACUGAAUGCAGCUGAGAAAGCACUGCGUUCUUUUGUCCAGUUCCCCAAUGCGUCUGAGGCACACCUGGCUAUGGGUCGAACACUGACAGUGAACACAGACUUUACAUCUGACCAGGCUGACUUUCCAGACAUGCUCUUCAAUGGCUUUGAGACCCCAGCUGCACCUGAAGAAUCCUUCUAUGUAGGCUCCAAUGGUAGCAGCUCUUUAAACUCACUAGGGGAAUACCCACUGCCCACACCACCUGGCAGUAACCUUGCCCAGGCCCCAUUGCCCCCUCCAUCAGCGUUCAGCUCGCCCUCCAGUGGCAAAAACCCAGUCAUGAUCCUCAAUGAGCUCAGGCCAGGCCUCAAAUAUGACUUUGUCUCAGAGAGUGGGGAGAGUCACGCCAAGAAUUUUGUGAUGUCAGUAACAGUGGAUGCACAGACGUUUGAAGGUUCAGGGCGCAACAAGAAGCUGGCUAAAGCCCGGGCAGCGCAGGCCGCCCUCUCAGCUCUCUUCAACAUGCAGCUAGACCAGACGCCAUCGCGACAACCCAUACCGAGAGAGGGAUUGCAGCUCCAUCUACCGCAGGUAAGAGAUCUCCUGUCUGCAUAGAUGUGAUUUCUCUGUGUUAGGUUCAUGUUUUUGCACGGGUUAAAGUUUGACUUGUCAGAAGUCUGUUUUCUGGUCCAAACUUUCCCACCUGUUCAACUUUCCCGUUAGGUUAUCUCUCUAAACCCAUCAGGUGUUCAGGGACCACAAGCAGCUUUUUGCUGUCAGUGCCACAGAAGAAGUCAGUGUAAGAGCCGUGCCGGUGUGUGAAGAGAGAUAAAACAGUCAUUGAAGCUAAUCAGCAGCGCACACUGUCAACAGUCCACUCCCUUAAGCCUCCUUUUUUCUCCUUAACUCCCUCUUUCCACUUACUCACAACCGAUUUCUUCGACAAGCACCCCGUUUUAACGAUAGCGACCCCACUAAUUACUCUAUUCAUUCUCUGUCGCUUGGUAUUUAAUUCCUGCUGCCUGUUUCCAUCUGGCAAGGAGUUAAUGGGGAAAAGUGGUUGGAGUCCACUGUUUCCAGGAAAACAUCGAAACUUUUUUUUAAAUAGUUUGAGUUAUUUUAUCCAUUAAAUCUCAGAAAACAUCUUGAGAGAUGUUGUGGGUAGAAAACAUUAUCUUGUUCACUUCCUGGAUAGGGAAUAUUAUUUUUGUGAUUGGUACCUUCACUUGUAAAGCGCCCGUAUAGAUUAAAGGCCAUUUCUGCACCAUAUGCGACCUUGAAUCGCGAAAGUCAAAUGAUCUGGCUCCGAGCGGGUGACUCUGAAGUGGCAGGGAAGUAAUAUUGGACUAAUCUCUUUAAUUUGUGGUCAUCCAGCCGUCUUCUCUCUCUUGGUUCUCGUCAUUUUCCAUCACAUUAGCAAUGGAUAAAGAGCCAGCGAGAGGAUGUGGCUGUCCAAGAACAAAAGGCGUGUGAAGUUCACUCGAGGCUCGAACGGAGGUUAGACGGGAAUUUCGAACCUGGAGGAACGAAAAUGAACACUUUGUUCGCAUCUGUUGCUCGGCCUCGCGUCUUUGGUUUUUGUGCUUCGUGUGAUUCACAGUCAGAAGGGAGAUGAUAAAUUAUAGCUGUCAUGCCAAACUCAGACAGCGCUGCUUGAAAGACUGUUAGGUAUCCCUCAGGGGGUCAACCCAGUUUCACUUGUUGCCGUUUCAACGCUCCCACUCUUGUUUUGGAGCUGAAUGUGAACGCUGUGACAGGUACAUGGUGCUCCAGGGGAGGAUAACAUCAGACGCGCUUUGUAAGCUGACACAUCUGACACGAGCUCGUGUUUGUGUGGAUGUGUUUUUCUUCCUGCUGUGUGUUUGCGUGCUGUAUCUGUCUGUUUGUGUGUCUGUGUCUGCGUGUGUCUGUGUGUGUGUGUGUGUGUGAUUCCAGGUUCUGGCUGAUGCAGUCUCUCGUCUGGUGGUGGAUAAGUUCAGUGAGCUGACAGACAACUUCACCUCCCCCCAUGCACGUCGGAAAGUCCUAGCAGGGGUUGUCAUGACAACAGGUAGAUUUGGGGUGGAAACGGUGGUUACACUUACAAAAUACAAGACUGGCAGACACCUUUCAAGAUUUUCAGAGAGGAAGAUAAGGUUCAAGGAAGAUCCAGAUUUAGGGUUCAGGGAGUUAAUUGAUAAUAGAAAUCACAGGUUAGUCAAUUUUCUUCUUAUUAGUAUUUUUUUAGAAUUACUAGAUAUGUUUCCAAGAUAAAGACAAGAUGGAUUUUCAUAUUUACUGGUAGGAAGACCAAGAAGAAGAGAGUGUGUGCAAAAGAAUUUCAGUCAAUCAGUGAAACUUUAUUUUUAAAGCACUUUUUAUACAUUAAAUUCAGCACAAAACGCGGUCCAUUCUUGCAGAAUAUUAACAAACAAUGAAGUAAAAUGAAUAAAAAUACAAAAUACCAAACCCCACCCACCCUCCUGACCCCCAUUCAAACUCUGGAUCUAGGACUAAAACGAUGAAACCAUCAUAAAACAUAAUAAAGGUGUUAAAGCGUUAAAAGUUAAUGAAAUAAAACUUGAAAUCAAACAGUAAAAGAAAGUAAAUUAAAAAAAGAGGUAAUAAAACAGAAAAUAGUUACUCUAGGACUAAAAAAGGGUAAAAUCACAUAAUGCAGAUUAAAAGAUUAAAAACCAGACUAAAGGGUAGGUCUUGAGUUUGUAUAAAAAGAAGUUUUUAAUUGUAAAAACUCGACCAGUGGAGGAUCACACUGUACGAUCUUGAAAGCUGCUGUUGCUUCACCAAUGAGAGGGGUGAGCAAGGGAGCAUUCAAGUCCAGAAUCUAACAGCUAGGUAUCAAUUAUUAUUCCAAUUUCUACUUAUUCUGCUUCUAAGGGAUAUUUUUGUUUAAAAGAAAGUAUGUCAGAUAAAAUCUACAGUUUUUGCAUCUUUAAAGUUUUCUAUUUUCCGUAAAAAAAAAAAAAAAAAUCAAAAGUUUUAUAUAAAAUAAAACUAAGAAAAAUAGUUUUUUUUCAGUGGAUUAUGAAAUUAAAAAUAGCUCUAGAAAUUUUGACCAGAAACUUAGAUUUAGAUGUUUUUAUGCAAGUAUUACAGUAAUAAUAGACUCCGCUGUAUCUGUCUAUACAUAUUUUAUCCAACUAUUUAUUUAAUAACUGUACAUAUUCCUACUCUGUCUCCUAAAUAUCUUACUGUUUAUAUUCUUCAACACACCCACAGUUUAAUAGCAUUUUCUCUUUUUCACACCUGCACUAUAUGUACAUACCUUGCACUUUACUACCUUGCACUUCUGGUUAGAUGCUAAACUGCAUUUCGUUGUUCCUGUACUUGUACUGCGUUCAAUGACAAAAAAGUUGAAUCUAAUCUUGAAUCUAAUCUAAUCUAAUAGUUGAAACUUUAAACAGUCUUUAGUGCACUUUGUACCCUCAGUUUACACCUGCGCCUUAUUUAGAGUCGUUGUUGUGCGGCUGUUUCCUGCAGUAACAGGAAAAACUUUUGCACAGGUUGUUAAACCCCGCUCUACGGGGUCAUACCGGGACAACAGCGAGAAGAAUUGGUCUUAAACGUUCGCUAAUUAUCACUCAAGCAGGUGUGAAGUAUGCAAUUUAAGAGUUCACAUCCUUAGACUGAUGUGUCUUUGUUCCCUUUACCCCCCCUGCAGGGACAGAUGUAAAGGAGGCACAGGUCAUUUGUGUCUCCACGGGAACUAAAUGCAUCAACGGUGAGUACAUGAGCGACCGCGGCCUGGCACUCAAUGACUGCCACGCUGAGAUAAUCGCCCGACGCUCACUCAUCAGGUACCUCUACACUCAGCUGGAGUGCUUUCUCAGGUCAGUGGUGGUGGCGAUGCGUUCUCUCUGAGCAAUCUCAAUAUAUGAAUUAUUACUAUUCUGCUGCAUGUAAUUUUAAAUCCAGCUGAUCAAGUCUGAAUAGAGAAUAAUGUACAUAAAUGUUUCCAGCUAUUUUGAGGCCCUGACUUAAAUUUACCUUUAAUUUCACAGCAACAACAAGGAGGACCACCAGAAGUCGAUAUUUGUGCCGUGUGAAAAGGGAGGCUACAGGUUAAAAGACAACGUUCAGUUUCACCUCUACAUCAGCACCUCACCCUGCGGAGACGCCCGGAUCUUCUCCCCUCAUGAGGCCGGAGUAGAAGGUACAGAUUCGUCGCCUCGACUCCUCCGUCGACAUGUUUUUAAUGUGUUCUCAUCUUUGCUCACAAUUCAGUCUCAACAACAAUGUGUUUGUUAUCUAAUGACAUUGGUAGGUUUUCCCUCAUCCUCAUGCUUGGUUUCAUUUAAUUAGAAAUUUUACUGCCACGUCCAAACACGCAUUACAGACACAUUUAAACACGGCUCGAGUAAUUAGAGCUUUUUGUCAUUCGCUGUCUGUCUCUAUCAGUCCUCCCCACCGCCCAGCACACCCACACUGUCUGUCUGAUUAACCUCCCUCUUACUCUUGUCAAAGUGUUUUCCGUCGCACAUGGCAGACUGAAUAGAAAACAGCCACAUUCAAUUAGUCACUGAAUAGAUGGCGCCUGCUGGUGGAGCGGCAGAAAACAUUGAUAACAUUAUCAUAAAUAACUGGACAUGCUUUGUGGGAGACAGUUUUUGAUUUUUUUUCUUUGUGUUUUCAUGUCAAAUUAUAGAUUUAUGGGAAUAUUUGCAUCAUAAUAGAAAUUGCAAAUAAUUACCACAGGUGUCCUAUAUAGUUAUUUAUUUUGCAUUCAAAUUAAUAUAGAAUAAUUUCUUUCGAUAAAGAGUUGAUGUGUGAUUUCUCCUGCCUCAUGAUUGUAUCUUUUUUUAAUUCCCCUCUUCACAUCCAGACCAGGGAGACAGGCAUCCCAACCGGAAAGCACGGGGCCAGUUAAGGACCAAAAUUGAGUCAGGGGAGGGCACCAUCCCAGUGAGGUCAAGCAACACCAUCCAGACCUGGGACGGGGUUCUGCAGGGGGAGAGGUUACUCACCAUGUCCUGCAGUGACAAGAUUGCAAGGUAAUUACAGCUCAUUUAAAGUCAUGAAGAAGAAAUUAGGCAAAGCUAAAAAGAUGUUUGGUGGCUAGUACUAUGGCUGGGACCCUAUAUGUACUGUUGAUGAAGUUAGGUGCUGUUCUGAACAUUAUUUGUGGCUAUAGAGUGGCGUUUUGGUUGAGGUUUGUUUAUGGCUCCUCAGACCGCUGUGUAUUGCUAUUGUGCGGUCGUGAUCAAAGUUGGUAUAACUAGAGAAGCAAGCUGUCGGCAACAUUAAUCUCUCGACGGGGUGUCUAACUCGGUGUUACGGUGUGUUUGACCCUAAAUUAAUUUUACGCCGGAAUAUCCCUAACACCCCAGUAUGUAAGGUCUUCCCUGAAAAAGGCACUGUCAGGAUGGCAGCAUAUGUUGCUUCAAAGCCUGUUUAGAUUGUUAGACAUUCAUACAGACAGAUCUAUAAACAAUCCGUUUACUCUUUAUGGGGAACAGUUUUAACCUGCAUUUGUGGACAUAGUGACCAACCGUCUUCUAAGACUGUUUUGAAGCCUAUGCGGUGAUUCUCACUACAGAGUCAUGUCAUUUUUUAAAACACAGUAUAACUGAACGGUAUCUACUUGAAAACACCUAAACAACAUGGGCUUUCUAACAAUGACAAACUGUGUUCUCAGACUGUUUUUGGAGCCAAUGCUGUGAUUCUCACUACAGUCAUGUCAUUUUUUUCAUGCUAAAGAAGUCUAAGAUUACGGCCAUCCAGUAUCAGUUAUCGGCCUUGUCCCUUUUGCACAAAAUCAUUCAAUAAUGUUAAGUACUAUAGAUGAUGCAAUCCCAAAACUUAAUGCACUGUGGUGUUCAGAAACAUCAUUUUGAAAUCCACACAGUCUCUCACUAACCUCGGACCUGUGGACUUUGUUAGAGCCGCUGGAGUAUCGCCAUGAUCAUGAGACAGAAUAAAACUCAAAGAAACUUCUGUUUUGGCCUCACUUCACCAUUCCUCUAAAGCAGUCUUUGAAGCUGCCUUGAAACUCCACGUAAACAAGUUUCACUCUUCUCUCCUACAUAUAAUCUCACACUCCAGUCAUAAUUUGCUAAAUAGUACACAUAUUUCAUGUCUCAUGAUGCUCUUUCUUAUUUGUUUUAUUUACCCACGCAGCGGUGAAUCUCUGUCAUUUCCAGUCCAUCAUUUUCUUCAGGCGGUGUCAGGGGCAGCCGGAUUGAUGGAUCCUCUUGUCCCUGCAUCAUUUUUCUGCAGGCAGAUCAUAGCGUCUUUAGUCUCUGUCCAUGUUCAAGGCAACACUGUGCCUCCCUUUGUGAUAAACGAUGAAACUUCUCCAUAACUCUUCUCAGAAGCAGCUCUUUUUUUUUCUCCCCUCCCCCGUCUCUUUCUCCUUCUCUGUGCUGGAUCAUAACACUCUGCCUGAAUGAACUGAGUGAUUGACUACCACGCGUGUGUGUGUGUGUGUGUGUGUGUGAUGAGGAUGACGGAGACUGUGUUGCAUUCGCUGUUUGUUUUAUGAAAAGUGUUAUUGCCUUUUCAGCCAGUCAGGGCUGGUACCAGUGAGUCAGAUUUUGUGUUGAUGUCCAAAAGUGAAGCGAUCCAAGUCAGUAGAGGGCAAAAUAGGUUAGUCACAAGGUUUUUUUUUUUUUAAGGCAAAGUUUUUCAAGAUAAAAAGAAAACGAGAAAAGCACUCGGGGAGCGCAGACCCCCACCAAGCAGCUCAUGUCCCCCCUUAUAUUGUGAUUCACACCAAAACUUUUACUGUUACGUGUCUUUUAUUAACGUUUAAACUGGUAUGUUCACUGUUCAUAAUGUUCCUAAAACAAGAAAUACCCUGACUCGAACCCAGGACCUUCUUGUUGUGAGGCAACAGUGCUAACCACUACACCACUCUGCCGCCCAUUGGUUAUCUUUCAGCAUUGAAAAUUCCAACGACACCCUUAUUUUUGUAUGUUCUGGAUCACAGUAUCCAGAUCACCAGGAUCGGAUGUCCGGAUCACCACCAAAAUGUAAUGGGAUCCUCUUGGGGCUGAGACGCACCUCUGGUGAAAAUUUCAGGUCAAUCCGUCUGUUACUUUCUCCGCUAACAGACAAACAAACAAACCAAUGCUACUGAAAACAUAACCUCCUUGGCGGAGGUAAUAACAUGAAAUGUUGACAACAUGAAAGUGGACAAAGUAGUGAGCAUCAAAAACUUUAACUCUUUGUAGCUUAUAGAGGAUUUGCAUUAUCAUUAGAUCAUCUUCAGGGUGAGGAGAACUUCAAGGUCUGCCUGAUGCAGCUAUUAGCCAGGUGAGAGAUCUGCUGCCCACCUGCCCCCGUCCACAUGUGAGUGAUUGUUCGCCGCAGGGCUGCUAUUUAAUACAGCAACUGACUGGCACACUUUGACCGUACCGUAAUGUUCCCCCCUGUACACAUUGUUUUCUCUCCUCUCAUUUUGCUUUGAUUACAUGCCCGGCCCCGCGGCCUUGGCGAGAACAGGCAGUUCCACACCGCAGUGUUUGUCGCUCUCUCUUAUAUUUGAUUGAGCUCAUUAGCAAACAGGCAAAGCACUGGCGGGUUAUUGCUCUCUGUUUGUCCUGUUUCCUUCUGUCUUUAUGUUUUUACAGCUGAUUGCAUGAGCCAUUGGACAUGUUCACUGGCUCUCAUCGCUCACCGAUAUUGAAUGAGAUAACCACGGAGAAGGAAACACACAGAAAUACAGCCGAGUUAGACGAGAAUGAAAUUGAAUGCCUCUGAAAGCAUAACUCAAUAUGUGGGUCCUUGCUUUUGUUUCUUAUGAUAUACUUCAAGAGCGAUCAGAUGUGUUCGUAAUCCUGGUGCUGUGUUGAAAAAUGUUGCUGCUAUACGUUGUGCACGGUACAGAAUAUUAUGUAGCUGUAUUGAGUGCUCGACUGCUCUCAGCUAUGAAAUCAGAGAUUUCAUUUCGUCCUCUCAGUUUCACGCCCACCAUCACACACACUUUGUCUCUCUCUCUCUCUCACAAACACAUGCAGAAUAUUGUAUAUGGAAACAAUGGUCCCUCCGAGCAGCCUCAGGUCCUAUACUUGCAUAUGCAUCAUUAUUUCUGCCCCAUGUUGGUAAUUUCACACACUCUCAAGCAGUCUGCCGAUAGUGAAAGAGGGAAUGAGGAAAUCUCAGUGUGUCGUUGUGAAUCUUUAGGGGUCAUUAAAGUAAAGUUAUGUCGUUUAUUACGACGACAAAUCAAACAAAAGGAAAAAUUCAGCGUCACAGAAAUCCUUCUAGUAUCAACAAAAGAUAAAAACACUGUGCUGUUGUGCUUGUUUGAUUUCUGUAGAUAUUUAUUUUUAGACUACAGGGUUUAUUUCUUUAUAACUGGUUUCUAUUGGGGGGGAGAAAAAAUUCGGUAUAUUAUAUAAGUAUAGCAAUUUUUUGUUUUACAAUUUUUAAAUCCAUUUUUUUGUUCAAAAAUCUUUUUUUUUUACGGACGGUAAGAAAAAAGGUCCUUACACAUCGGGAGACGUUUAGCAAACUGUUGAAGCACACAAACCAUCGUCAUAUGAGAGAUCCGACGCUAUGACUCUCCACAGGUUGUCCUUCAGGUCGUUAUCUUUGUAACGUUUGUGUCUUUUAUUAAAAAUCACUCUGUUCUCCGACACAUAAACAAUCAGCCGGUUGGCCAUGUUGGAUAUACCGGUGAAUCAGACGUCGCAAAAACUUUAGAAAAAUCGACCGUGAUCCGAAAAAAUAAAUGCCGCAAUAUCGCAGGACAGGAAAACGUCGCUGAUCUAAACGCUUACGGGUUCGAAAAAAAAUAUUGACAUCCGAAAUAAUCGCACGAAAAAAACGCUCCCGAUGUGAAAGGACCUUGAAUCUUAAAAAAUGACUAACAUGUGAUGUUUAUUUUUGGGUUCCUGGAAUAGUCAGUAGACAAUCAUAAUCGUUUAACUGUUUCACUGGUGUUGAAAAAUGCAGACUAAAAGUCAAGGAAAUCGACAAUAUUGUAGAAUCACAAUUUGAAUCAAAUCGGCAUCCAAAAUAUCGUAGAAGAAUCGAAUGGGGAAAAAAGCAUAUCGUCCCAGCCCUAGUUUCUAUUGAGUAAGGGCCUGUGUUCUCUAACAGCACCCACAACCUCAGUUUCAGGGCCCUUUACACCAGCACUCUCUGACACUGGGUCCCUUAUUUGGGACCAUUUAAUCUGUUUUAAAAAGCUCCAUAUGCCUCCUAUUUGUUUUAAUUUAACGGAGUUUUACCAUUGAUAAACAAAGACUGCUUUGUCCACAGGGGGCGCCAAAGUUGACACAAACAAAGUUCCUCAUUGGAGCUUUAAGUGAAUUUGACUUAAUACACAAUUCUCCUUUUCAGAAAUGAAUCAAAUCUUAAAGACUAACAUUUGUAAACACUGACUGGGCUCAGAGCCAGCGCGAUGCUAAGUGUGUAGAAAGGUAUCGAAGGACUGGAUUGAUCGGGAGUCUUUGCUUGUUUUGGUCUUUGAAUUUGUUUGCAAACAGAGAAGAAAAAACACGUCCUCACUCUUUAAGUCUUUCAUCUGUGUCCAAGUUUUUCUCUCUUCUCAUUUUUCUUCCAAUAGUCAUUCAUCUUUCUCCUCUCCUCUGUUGUAUCACUCCUCCUCUCCCUCUCUCUCCCUCUCUCUCUCUCUCCAUUGGGCUCUCCUCUCUCUCUCUAUCUACCUCUCUCUUUUGGGGGCAGGCUUCACAGAGCAUGUCAAUGAGAAAAUGACUGGCAAGAGAUGGUUAAUGACACAACAUAGAAAUACACAGAAGUUUGUUGAAAAUGAAAUUGGAUACCUCAGAGUGUGCAGCAGGAUUGUGGGUGAUUUUGUGCGUCGGGUUGCACUGACUUCCAUCUUUCUUGUUAAAAUCUCACUGAAAUGCUCUUUUAAUUGAAGAGUCUGUGUUUUCUAUUUCUAGGUGGAAUGUGGUGGGCAUUCAGGGCUCACUGAUGAGCUACUUCACAGAGCCGAUCUACUUCUCCAGCAUCAUCCUCGGCAGCCUCUACCACGCCGACCACCUGUCCAGGGCCAUGUACCAGCGCAUCGCAGACAUCGAGGACCUGCCUCAGCAGUUCACCCUCAACAGGCCUCUACUCAGCGGUAGGCAAAUAAGACACUAUAUGAUUUUUUUCGCUAAGAGCCUGGUUCUAUUUUGAGGCGAUCUCUGUGUUUAUCUCCAGCUGUCUAAAUAUCAAGAGGAGGAUGCUGAUCCUGAUCAGUAAAUACGUUUAUCCAUCCUCGGUGGUCAGUCCACAGCAGGGAGACACUUUCCUCCUCCGUUCGAUCAAAGCUGACAUUUACCUACUUCUCAUGGAAUUUGAACAGCUCUAUCAUUUCUGUCAUUUUUGAGCAUUUGCUUGACCUUUUACAGAAAAACCAUAUUGACAGUUUUUUUUUCUAUCCUUCUAUUUUUAGAUCUAACUUCCUGUUUUUAACCUUUUUUCAUGCAAUUACAGAGGAGAUAUUAUGCAUAUUUUUCCAGACUCUGUGCUUCCUCUCUGAUUUCUCUUUAACAGCUUUAAUUUCUCACAGUGGUGGAUUUAAACACCCUUAUUUCAGCCUCUGUCUAAAACGCUUCGUCUCUGUUUCUUUAAGGUCAUGUUCUGAGCAGUUUACAUCUAUUUUUCCAGGAUUAUUACAACAUACUUUUACCCUCUGAUUAGAAAUUGUAUGUAAAUCUUGUAGUAUAAUGGUAUUAUCUUGUAGUUUAAUGGACACUAAAUGGUGUAACUUGGCAUGUUUCAUUAUAAAUGUGGAAAAGCAUAAUACCACUCUUUAUAAAAAUCACAGGAUGCUUUAAUAGAACAGGAAAUGUCAGAUUUUUUAAACUUUCUUUACAUAACAUUUGAUUUUUUACUCUAAAAUAGAUUUCUUUUUCUUCCUCUCAUUUCAUCAGAUUUAAAAAUAUUUAUUUUUUUCUAAUUUUCUUACAAUCUCACUCUUUUCCCCUGACUAAAGACGACAUUGACAUCACUUUUAGCACUUUUUUUAUCAUUUAUUUUACCUUGUAAAGGGUUUCGAUUUUAGAUAUUAAUGUUACUGUUCAAUAUAAAUUAAAAUGUUACUAUAAAAUAUAAAUAUAAAGGUUACUUUAAAAAAUAAAUAUGAAGGUAACUAUUAGGUAUAAAUAUAAAUGUUUCUAUAAAAUAUGAAUGUAAAUGUUACUAUUUGUUACAUUAGACUAGAGUUAGCUGAAGGCUAGUUUACUUUUUGCUACAUUAAGCCCUAUUUUUAAUGUAAACAUUAUUGUUCAUUGUAUUGAGAUUCUUUUAUUUAAAUAUUUACUAAGUAUCUCUUUUAUAUGUCUUACUAUGAUUAUACGGCUGAUACUGGGAUCUCAGUACUACUUUCUUUCUUUUCUCUUGCAGACUAGAAUGACAAAUAAAACUCCUUUGAAUCCUCUAUGCACACGUUUCAGUGUUUUUAGCUGAUUUUCUUGCCAUUCAAAUGAAAGUCAAACCUAGCCAAAUAUCUCUAAACAGCUACAUAUACAAUAUGUUAGCUGUCAUGUUAUAUAACCUUCCUCCUGUGUAAGCUUUUACUAUGCACCCACCAUGUAAAGGGUCGGUUUUGACUACGAAGCGUAGAGGUUUCUAGGUUUGCUAAACUUUCACAACCAAGACUAACUGCUAAUGUUAGCCUGACUUCUAACAGCAUCCAGGGUCAAAUUUAUACAGCAGGGAUAGUUUUAUCACUUAUGCAGGUAGUAGGAUAACAAGAAGCCUUGGUGUUAGUUAUAAGAGGUAAAAAGACACACCUACACACUCUGUAAAUGCAGGAAUAUAAAGAGUUUGUAAUGUUGGUUACUGUUGCUAAGCUUGGUAUAGAUCAGAAACAAAUAAAGGUCAGUUCAGCAGCCAAAGUUAACCGGGUUACGUGAUGCUGUGGUCAGUGUUAUAUGUCCUGUGGGAUGACGAGCAGCUAUAUGCAGCUCCUCCUGCUCCUCCCCUCUGGUUGCUCCCUAAAUGGCGGGUAAAGGAGAUAAUGGUAGGAGGUUAUUAACCUUUUCCGCUUUAGAGAGUUUUUAGCGGUGAAGCACUGUGGCGUUAGAGCACUGAGGAUUUCAUCCCCUUUAAAUCAUCUGCUGCCACAAGUGCUGCCAAAUGGAACCAAGGAGCUUAAUACACACACCCACAGACACACACAUUCUCACACACACAUAUAUAUACACAAAGUGCAAGACAUUAGGAUUUAUGGCAUCCAUAUAUCUCCCAGUUAUGCUUCGGAUACAGAGGAGGCCGAUGCCCUGUGGUUUGCUGGAAGAGAGCAGGAUCUGACCUCGAAUUCCCCCCUGGAGGGAUGGUUUUGGUUUCCACUCCAGAGCUGUGGGAGCUGAUGUGAUUUCCAGUGUUUAGCACACCCGUGCCUUGGAGUAGAAGGUGUUGUGUUACUGCGAGAGGAAAAAAAAUCAUCCCUCACUUCGUAUUAUUUUUGAUUCCAGGUAUAAGUAACGCAGAGGCCAGGCAGCCGGGAAAGGCGCCCAACUUCAGCGUGAACUGGACGGUUGGCGACCAGGGUCUGGAGGUGAUCAACGCGACCACGGGAAAGGACGACAUGGGCCGCGCCUCACGCCUCUGCAAACACGCCCUCUACAGCCGCUGGGUGCGCCUACACUCAAAGGUAGAUACGGACGGUCGCUUUUCCCGCAGGCUGUUCCCUGCUGAGUCAUCACCCUUUAAAGUUUUGCUUAAUUAAUCAAGUUUGGAUGUUUUAAGAAUUUGCAAGAGCUGCGAUAUGAUUGAGCUGCAAGAUGUCAAAGCAGAGGUUCGUUUUCUGGCUGGUAGAUUUGAUUUAUGUCACAUUAAGCCGACUGAAGCAAACCUGAAGUUUCAAAAAGCGCUGCUGUUUGAUGGUGCUGAUACCUUUCUCUCUCUCUCUCUCUCUUUCUCUUCAAGUUGUCGUCUAUCUUGUGGGUCAAGAUGCUGAAGCCGAGCACCUACCAUGAAGCCAAGCAGGCAGCCACAGAGUACCACUCUGCCAAACAGGCGCUCAUUAAAGCCUUCCACAAGGCCGGUCUGGGGGCCUGGGUCAAAAAACCCAUCGAGCAAGACCAGUUCACCCACAGCUCCUGA
Molecule: messenger RNA, 46046 nt
Organism: Xyrichtys novacula (pearly razorfish)
Lineage: Eukaryota; Metazoa; Chordata; Actinopteri; Labriformes; Labridae
Source: the annotation of a GenBank genome assembly